CCCGCCCCAGAGAAGCGGCGCCUGCGCAGCGCCCGAUCGCCGGCGGCUCCGCACUACCCGCUAACUAUUCGCAAUCGACCGACGUCUUGGUUGUUGGACUGGGUUAUAAUGACUUGACUUCUGCUAAAUGAACCCGUGGACUAGUAUAAGUUUUUCGCAGUGGCGUUUUUAUUUCAUAUCGGGCGAGCACCGCUAAGGACCUAUAGCGUCGAGUGAGAGUUUUUUCGUGCUUUGUGGCUGCGGUGGCGUGAUGGAGAAGCAGUCGAGGUGGUCGGAGCAACGCUCCGUGCAGCAGCACUCCGAGCGCCGCGAGCAGAUCGUGCAGCAGCAGGAGCACGUCCAGCGGACGCAGCACUUUACUCAGAUGCUCACGCAGCAAGUUGGAACAGUUGGUGGCGAGCGUGUACCCAUCACUGCUGGAAGGCCAGGGGAACCGUCUCCACCUAUAUUUGAACAAAUAUUUAAGAAUGCUAGAUUUGCCCAAGGUGGUAAUGCGAAAUUUGAAGGGAAGCUGAGAGGUAAUCCAACGCCAGUAGUAUCGUGGACCAGAAAAAAAGCACCAUUAGUAGAAUGUAAUAAGUACAGUAUGAUUUACAAUGAACAGACUGGUGAUGUUUCGUUAUUAAUCAAACAAAUUGGACCCGGUGAUGAGGGAGAAUAUACAUGCACAGCAAGAAACCAGUAUGGUGAAGCUAUCUGCUCUGUGUACAUACAACCCGAGGGUGUACCUGUGCCUACGCAACAAGCAUCUCAACAACAAAGUUACAGACACGUUAGUGAAAGUGUUGAACACAAGUCAUAUGGAACUCAUGAAUAUAUGACAGGACAAUCACAACAGUCACAAAAAUUUGCGUAUACAAAUGGCACUGACCAUUCAGCUUCUGAAGACUUUAAAGUUGAUACCUUUGAAUAUAGGCUGUUAAGAGAAGUUUCCUUCAGAGAAACAAUUACGAAAAGGUAUAUCAGCGAAAGCGAUAUCCAGGUUAGUACAGAAAUCGAUAAGUCCCUAGGACCUGUAGCUCCACCAAAAAUUACUCAAAAGCCAAGGAACUCUAAACUUCAAGAAGGUACUGAUGCACAAUUCCAAGUACAACUCUCCGGUAAUCCCAGACCUCGUACAACGUGGUUCAAGAAUGGCCAAAGGCUAGUAAACUCUGCAAAACAUAAUAUAAUAAACACAAACAAUCAAACGAUACUUAGGAUAAGAAAUGUACAAAAGUCUGAUUCUGGUCACUAUACUUUGCUGGCUGAAAAUCCUAAUGGAUGUGUCGUUUCAUCAGCGUACCUUGCUGUCGAAUCACCUCAUGAGACAUACGUACAAGAUCAAAAAUCUCAGUACGUAACGGAUCAGCAAAUUGAGACUGAAAGAAUAGAAACUAGUGAAAAAGCUCUCGCUCCGCAAUUUGUAAAAGUCUGCCAAGAUCGCGAUGUCACGGAGGGCAAAAUGACGCGAUUCGAUUGCCGCGUCACCGGCAGACCUUACCCAGAAGUCACGUGGUUCAUUAAUGAUAGACAAAUUCGAGACGACUACAAUCAUAAAAUUCUAGUUAACGAAUCUGGUAAUCACGCUCUAAUGAUUACCAAUGUCGACCGUAGUGAUAGUGGUGUAGUAACAUGUGUCGCAAGAAAUAAAAGUGGAGAAAUUUCUUUCCAGUGUAGAUUAAAUGUAAUAGAAAGAGAACAGGUGGUCGCUCCAAAAUUCAUUGAACGUUUUACUACUCUGAGUGUACGUGAGGGUGAACCUGUAAUAUUGAAUGCCCGUGCUAUUGGCACGCCUACACCACGAAUCACAUGGCAGAAGGACGGUGGUCCGAUUAUACCCAAUCCUGAAUUACGAAUUAAUACCGAUGGUGGGGCCUCGACAUUGGAUAUUCCGCGAGCUAAGGCGUCGGAUGCGGCGUGGUAUCAAUGCACGGCUCAGAAUGUCGCAGGUUCCACCGCCACUCGGGCGAGGCUCUACGUUGAAGUUCCUAAGGAGCCUCCGCCUGAACAAAAACGUCUGCACUUACCGCGGCCUACAAAAAUAAUUGAGCCAGAGCCUGCACCUGGACCCGAAAUUAUAUAUUUGAGGCACGUGGAAAGAGCUCGACCAUAUGUCCCUCCUGGCGAGGAAGAUCGAAUUUACCCACCGCCGCAGUUUAUUGUGCCUCUUAGAAGUGUCACUCAAACUGAAGGUGGAAAAAUACAUUUCGAGACGAGAAUCGAACCAGUGGGUGACCCCACCAUGAAGAUAGAAUGGUUAAAGAAUGGUCAAAGUAUAGAAGCCAGUUCCAGAUUUACAUCAAUCUUUAGGUUUGGUUACAUAUCUCUUGACAUGCUCAGUCUUAAUAUUCAAGAUAGUGGUGAAUAUACAUGUAGAGCUGUCAGCUCUACGGGCAUUGCAGAAACGAAAGCAAUGCUACAAGUUACUCCAAGGGCCACUAUUGAACGCACUAGUCAACAUCCUGAAAGUUUACAGUAUAUACAACACUUGGAAGAUUACUCUAAAUAUCAACAUCAGGAGUCUAUUGAAGAACAAAUAUCACAACGCCCACAAUUCAUAAGGCCACUUCAAGACCUUGGUGAAUUACAGGAAGGUAGGAACGCUCACUUUGAAGCCCAAUUAACGCCUGUGAGUGAUCCAACGAUGAGAGUGGAGUGGUACAAGGAUGGCAAAUCGAUCACAGCCAGCUCGCGAAUCACAGCAAUCUUCAACUUCGGAUACGUCUCCCUUAACAUCAUGCACCUACGGGUUGAAGAUGCAGGUUCGUACACAGUUAGGGCUGUGAACAAACUUGGUGAAGCCAUCAGCACUGCAACUAUCAGAGUUGCAGCAAGAAGUACCGUGACUGAAGAUCUCGGUAUACCUGAACAGAGAAGAUACAUAGAAAAGACUGAGCAACUUGAAGCUUAUCAACAACAACAACAUCAGAGAUAUUACCAAGAAGUACCUGAAAGUACGCAACGACCAGAGUUUAAAACUCCAAUCAAAGAUCAGAUGAACAUUAAGGAAGGUGGAUUCGCCCACUUUGAAGCUCGUCUUGAGCCAGUUGGGGAUUCUACGUUAAGGGUAGAGUGGUUGAAGGAUGGACGCGCUGUUGAAGCAAGUUCAAGAAUAACCACAUUCUUUAAUUUUGGAUACGUAGCUCUGACUAUUAAGUCUGUUACCAUUCACGAUGCUGGUAACUAUACAUGUAGAGCCUAUAAUGCUUUAGGCCAAGCGACAACUAGUGCUAAUUUGACAGUUGUUACAAAGAAGGAUAUUAUAGCUGAAUCUCAACACCCUGGAGGCUUAGAAAAGAUUCAGUACUUAGAAGAUUCUAGCAGGUAUUUAAAACGAUCAGAAGAAGAGGUUAAAGUAACUCAAAAGCCUAGAUUUUUGGGGCCACUUAAAGGAACUAACAAGAUUGUCGAGGGACAAAGCGCUCAUUUCGAAGCAAGAGUUGAGCCUCAGAGCGAUUUGACUAUGAUAGUAGAGUGGUACUUUAAUGGAAAGCAAAUAAAAUCGGCUAAUCGCAUUCAGACAUAUCACGAUUUUGGCUAUGUAGCCCUGGAUAUAACAAAUGUCAGGGCUGAAGAUGCUGGUGUCUACACAGUUGUUGCGAGAAAUGCUUCUGGAGAAGCUCAACUGAGCGCUUCUAUGGUUGUUGAAACGCGAUCCAGCAUCGAUACCUCGAGCAUACACCAUGGUUUAUAUGAGAAAACUCGUCAAAUGGAAGAAUCAAAGUUUGUUGAACCAAUGUACCACAUAGAAGAAAUCUCGAAAUCCAAACCAGUCUUCGUGCAACCCUUGUCAGAUCCUAAAUCGAUUUCAGAAGGGAAGAACAUUCAUCUUGAAUGUCGUCUUGAACCCAUGGGCGAUCCUACAAUGAGAGUUGAAUGGUAUCAUAACGGCAGAGCUGUAACCGUGGGCUCACGGUUUAGAACCUACUAUGACUUCGGUUUCGUAGCUCUUGAUAUAAUUCAUGCCACAUCGUCAGAUUCUGGUGAAUACACCGUAAGAGCUGUAAAUCAUUUGGGAUCUGCGCACACAUCGGCUAUGGUACGUGUAAUUGAAAGAUCAGACAUUGUGACGGAUACUCAACACGAGCAAGCAGUUGAACAGAUCCAAAUGCUUGAAGACGCAGCGCGUCGUACCAGACAAGUGCAAGAAGAUAUAACAGUGAUGCAAGCGCCUCAAUUCUCAAGAGCAUUGCACAAUAUUGAAACCAUAGAAGGAACAAACGUGCAUUUAGAAUGUCGUUUACAACCCGUUGGAGACCCAACUAUGAGAGUAGAAUGGUUCUGUAAUGGCAGGCCCAUAAAGACAGGACACCGAUUCAGACCUGCUUAUGAAUUUGAUUAUGUCGCUCUUGACCUUCUCAGUGUCUACCCGGAAGAUUCUGGUGUCUACACAUGCCAAGCCACUAAUCAGUUGGGUGAAGCGGUUACGUCAUGUGCAUUAAGGGUCAUGGCGAAAAAGGAUUUAAUCUUUGAAUCCCAACAUCCUUCUGGAUUGGAAAAGAUACAAUAUCUAGAAGAUGCCUCACGAUACAAAAAAUCUGAGGUGAUCGAUGAGUCGAUUCACGUGAAGCCGCGCUUUGUCACUAAACCAAAGUCGGUUGAAAAUGUAAAAGAAAGACAGCAUGUCCAUUUUGAAUGUAAAUUAGAACCCGUCACAGACUCAAAUUUAAAAGUUGAAUGGUUCAAGAAUGGCCAACCAGUAACGAUUGGUCACAGAUUUAGACCUAUUCAUGACUUUGGUUAUGUAGCGCUGGAUAUCAUUGAUUGUAUUGCAGAAGAUUCUGGAAUAUACACAUGUCGUGCUGUAAACUUACUUGGAACCGACGAAGUAAGCUGCAAGCUUACUUGCCGUGAAACUGCAGAUAUUAUUCGCGCCACUCAAAAUGAAGCCGGAUUAGAACAAAUACAUGUAUUAGAAGAUAGAUCUCGGUAUCAAAGAAGCGAUUUUGUCGACGAAGUAACGACACAAGCGCCCUUAUUUACAACAUCUUUGAAAAACAUUGAAAUAAAAGAAGGACAACGAGCCCACUUCGAGUGUAGACUGAUUCCAGUUUCUGAUGCUACGAUGAAGGUAGAAUGGUAUCACAACAGCAAACCCCUGAAGAGUGGAUCUAGAUUUACUGAAACCAAUAAUUUUGGUUUUGUUGCGCUUGACAUCAUGUCUUGUUUACCGGAAGAUUCCGGAGUUUAUACAUGUAGGGCCAUUAACGCUCUUGGAGAAGCUGUCACUUCUGCAACAGCUGUAGUACACUCGAAAAAAUCGAUUUAUUUGGAAUCACAGCACCAAGAGGCGUUGCCGCGGCUGCACCAGCUAGAAGAUACUUCGAGGCACCAUAAGCCUAGCGCCCCUGAAGAUGCUGUGUCACAAGCGCCAGUAUUUACUUUGCCUAUGCGAGAUAUUAGAGUAGCCGAAAACCAAGCAGCUCACUUUGAGGCAAGAUUAAUUCCUGUCGGUGACCCAAGACUGAAAGUAGAAUGGCUGCGCAAUGGCGUACCUAUUACAGCCUCAAACCGCAUAACCACAAUGCACGACUUUGGUUAUGUUGCUCUCAAUAUGAAGUAUGUUAAUCCCGAAGAUUCAGGCACUUACACUUGCCGUGCUGUAAAUGAGUUAGGACAGGCGGUGACCUCGUCGACUUUAUUCGUACAAUCUAAAGCAUCCCUACUCUUAGAGUCCCAAAACCAAGCGGCUUUGCAAAAGAUUCGUCAGCUGGAAGAUACAUCAAGAUACCAGCGUAAAGAAGAAAUUGAAGUUGCAGUUAACCAAGCCCCUCGUUUUGUAACACAAUUGAAUGGCCCUAGCAAGUUAGUUGAAGGCCAAAGUGCGCAUUAUGAAUGCAGAAUUGAGCCUUACCCAGAUCCAACAAUGCGAGUGGAAUGGUACUUUAAUGGGAAGGUUCUUCAAAGUGGCCAUCGUUACCGUACGGCCUUUGAUUUUGGCUUUGCGGCACUCGAUAUAUUAACUGUGUAUGGAGAGGAUUCUGGGGAAUACACGUGUAAAGUUAUCAAUAAUUUAGGACAAGCAACUUCGUCCAUUAACUUGAAUGUGCAAUCUAAAGAAUCAAUCAUUAGAGAUACGCAACAUGAAAGUGCCUUAGAAAAGAUCCAGUACCUUGAAGAUGACAGUCGCUACAAGAAGGUGGUCCAUGACGAGAGCUUUAUUGCAGAAAAGCCUCAAUUCGGUAAACCAAUUAAGAACGCUGAAGCGCCCGAAGGUCAACCGAUACAUUUAGAGGCUACUUUAACCCCAGUGAAUGAUCCUACAAUGCGAGUUGAAUGGUAUUGUAAUGGAAGGCCUAUUCAACAAGGUCAUAGAUUCAAAACAACGUAUGACUUUGGAUACGUGGCUUUAGAUGUGUUGUACGCUUACGCCGAAGAUUCCGGAACGUACAUGUGCAAAGCUAGAAAUGCUGUUGGUGAAGCUGUUACCACAAGCUCUGUGAAAGUAGAUGCUAAAGCUGGCCUAUACCUUGAUACAUUGGAUGAGCAACGUCUCAGGAAGAUUCAAGAGCUGGAAAAAUACGAAAGACCUAAACCGAUUGAGGAAGAACGACCAGGUCAAAGGCCCGUCUUCUUGACACCACUAACAAACCUUGAAAACCUGAAAGAAGGUGAUCACGCUCAUUUCGAAUCGAGAGUAGAACCCAUCAACGACUCAGAUCUCAAGAUUGAAUGGUUCCUUAAUGGCCAAAAAAUUAAGACUGGCCACAGAUUUAGAACGACUCAUGAUUUCGGUUAUGUUGCGUUGGAUAUUUUGUACACAUAUGCAGAAGAUUCUGGCACUUACAUGUGUAAAGCGACGAACAAACUUGGAGAAGCAGUUAAUACCUGCACGUUAAAGGUUGCAGGGCACAGAAAUAUAAUUUUAGACACUCAACAUCCUAAUGGGCUUGAGAAAAUCAGGCAGCUUGAAGCCCAAGGGCACACAUCCAGAAUGGAAGUAGAAGAACCCAAAGCAUACCCACCGAGAUUCGUUACUGAAUUGAGAGGAACGACACAUGUAUUUGAAGGACAAACUGCUCAUUUCGAGUGUCAAGUUGAACCUGUCCAUGAUCCCAACUUACGUAUAGAAUUCUACCAUAAUGGUAAAGCUCUGCAAUCUGCGUCACGAUUCCAUAUCACUUUUGACUUUGGUUACGUGUCUUUGGAUAUACAGCACUGCGUACCAGAAGAUGCUGGUGAAUAUUCAGUUAAAGCAAUAAACGCUCUCGGACAGUGUACUUCCACAAUAUCCAUGACAGUAACCGCAAAAGGAAGCAUUAUUUCGGAAUCUCAACGUCCAGAAGGCUUAGAAAAGAUCCGAGAAUUGGAAUCUGCUGAACCAUUUAAGCGACCGGAAAUCCCAGAACCUGUGACGAGACAAAGGCCAGUGUUUACACAACCUCUUCAAAAUAUUGACAAUAUCCAGGAGGGCCAGACUGCACACUUGGAUUGUAGGUUGAUACCCGUUGGCGAUCCUACCCUUAAAGUGGAAUGGUUUAGGAACGAGAAACUUAUCGCAGACAGCUCUCGAAUAACUAAAACUCAUGACUUUGGAUUCGUGUCCAUGACAAUUAACCACGUUCGCGAUGAAGAUGAAGGAGUCUAUAUGUGUAGAGCAUCUAAUUUACUUGGAGAAGCUGUGACCACAGCUGCAAUGAAAAUCAAAACUAAAGCCGCUAUCCAAUUGGAAACCCAACAUCCAGAGGGUAUGAAAAAGAUCCAAAAGUUGGAACAACCCCAACCCAAAAAAGGCGAGGAACCUGAUAGAGAAUUUGAAAAACCAAUAUUCACGCAAGUUCUAACGGGACCUUCAGAAUUGUGGGAAGGCCAACAUGCUCAUUAUGAAGCCAGAGUUGUACCCGUUGGCGAUCCAAGUUUACGUUUCGAAUGGUAUAUUAAUGGAGUCGAACUUAAGAUGGGUUCGAGAUUCCGUACUACUCACGAUUUCGGUUUUGUCACAUUGGACAUCAAUUCAGUUGUAUCUAAUGAUGCCGGCUUAUACAUGUGCAAGGCUAUUAACAAGGCUGGCAGUACAGUAUCGUCAACUUCACUUAAAGUGAAGACAAAAUCUACUAUUAUUGACCAGGCCAUGCGACCUGAAUCAUGGGAGAAGAUCCAACUUAAGGAAGCAUCUAUGAACCAAGUCCCCGAGAGAUUUGUAGACUUGGGAGUACAACAAGCACCUAUAUUCACCACACACUUACAAAGCUAUGAUAAGCUCGUUGAAGGACAACAUUUGCAUCUUGAAGCCCAAGUGGAGCCACGUACAGACCCUCAUUUGAGAAUUGAAUGGUUUAAAAAUGGAGUUUCUUUAACCACAGGUUCCAGAAUUAAGAGUACUUUCGACUUUGGCUUAGUGACGUUGUCUAUAAAUAGUUUAAGACACGACGAUUCUGGUAUCUAUACCUGUAAAGCCGUGAAUCAAAUGGGAGAAGCUGUUUCUACAGCAUCAAUAAAGAUUGAAGAUCGUCAUUGGUUAAUGGGUGACACUCUACACCCUGAAUCUUUAGACCGUAUUGGCGCCUUAGAACAACCGAAACAAACUAAACCAGAUUCUCCUGAACCUGUCUAUGAAACUCCUGUUUUUAUUACUCAUUUGAACAAUAUUCUCUGUAAAGAAGGAGACAACAUUCACUUCGAAUGUAAUGUGGAACCAUCGCGCGAUCCAACUCUUAAAAUUGAAUGGUUCUUUAACAACAAGCCUUUGCCAUCGGGUACAAGAUACAAGAGUACACAUGACUUCAGUUAUGUAUCGCUUGACAUAAUGCAUACGUACGAGGAGGAUUCAGGAAUAUACACAUGUAAAGCCACAAACAAUAAAGGAUCUGCUACAACAUCAGGCACCUUAAGAUGUACUGGUGAUAAACAAAUAUAUCUUGAUACUCAACAUCCUCAAGGCAAGGCUGGUUUAGAAGCCGUGGAACAAGCAGAAGAAGCUAGAUUAGCUAAAUCAAGACGAUCAUCUGUACCUGACACUGAAUAUCCGAAACCAGAAUGGAUUGUUCCGAUUGUGGCUGAAUGUCAACUUGUAGAAGGUCAACCACUUCACUUGGAAGGACAAGUUGAGCCAAAGGAUGACCCGGCCCUUAAGAUAGAGUGGUACUUUAAUGGCAAAGUGUUAGAACAUGGUUCGAGGUUUAAGCUUGCUAGCGAUUUCGGCUUUGUUACUUUAGAUGUGACUGAUGUAUAUGAAAGAGACAGCGGCAUCUAUACUUGUAAAGCAUACAACAAGAGAGGUGAAGCUUUCACUUCUUCGACUAUUUACUGCAGUAGCAAGGAUAACCUCAUUGAACGUACUCAACAUCCCAAAGGCAAAGAAGGUUUGGAGAAGAUUCAAAACCUUGAAGACUCUCUCAGAAAGGAGCCCUCGCAGAAGCCUGAUGACGAUACAGGUCGACCACCUGAAUUUACUACGGUAUUCCAAGAUAUUUUUGAUAUUAGUGAAGGACAGAUUGCCCACUAUGAAGCAUCUCUCAUACCGACCGGUGAUCAAACUAUGGUCAUUGAGUGGUUCUAUAACGGAAAGACCAUUGAAGCUAGUCACCGUAUUCGCACCGUAUAUGCCUUUGGUAUGGUUGUUUUAGAGAUCCUUGGAACAAAGACCACUGAUUCUGGUAUUUAUUCAUGCCGUGCCACCAACAAGUGGGGUCAAGCUGAAAUAAGCGUAAAACUUGAAUGUGUUGACAAAAGUAAAGGGCAAAAACCAAAGUUUACGACCCACAUACAAAAUAUUGAAGGUCUUAAAGAUGGUCAAUCAGCUCACUUUGAAUGCACAGUUGUGCCGGUAGAUGACCCUGAUAUGAAGAUUGAAUGGUAUCAUAACGGACAACCUUUGCGACACUCUAACAGAAUUAAAACUAUUUCUGACUUCGGUUUUGUAGUGAUGGAUAUAGCUUACACCCAAAACCAUGACACAGGAGAAUAUGUUUGUCGGGCAUAUAACAAAUACGGUGAAGAUUUCACCAAAGCGACGAUAAAUUGUUAUGGAAGAAGUGGAGUUUUCUCAGACAGUUUACAGCCAGAUUCCUUAGCUAAAAUCCGAGAGUUAGAAAGUUUACAAGGUUUACAACAUCAAGCACCAGCACCGGCUUCUGCAGUACCUCCUAAAUUUACAACUCAAAUAGAAGAUGUCACGAAAUUAGUGGAGGGGCAAAGUGCUCACUUUGAAGCGAGACUGAUACCAGUGGAUGACCCCGAUCUGAAAGUUGAAUGGUACUAUAACGGAAAGAAAUUACCACAUGGACACCGAUACAGGACUUUCCAUGACUUCGGUAUUGUCAUAUUGGAUAUACUCUAUUGUUAUGAAGAAAACUCUGGUGAAUACGAAUGCGUUGCGACCAACAAAUUGGGCCGCGACUCAACAAAGGCUACAUUGAAGUGUACAUCGAAGGAAAAUUUGAUCUUGGACUCGCAACUACCGCGGGGCAUGGAGGGUGGAUUAGAAAAGUUACAGACCCUAGAAGAUUCAAUGAUACGAAGAAAGGAUGUCGAUGUUACAGAAACGAAGGGCAAGGCGCCAGUAUUUACCGUUCCAUUAUCUAACAUCGAUAACCUAAGAGAAGGUGAAAACGCUCACUUUGAAGCUCGUCUCACACCAACUGAUGACCCCAAACUAAAGAUUGAAUGGUACUGGAAUGGAAAAUCUUUGAAAGCUGGUUCGAGGUUUAGAACUUUCUGCGACUUUGGUUUUGUUAUUCUUGAAAUAUCACCUACAUAUCCAGAAGACUCUGGAGAAUAUAUGUGCAGAGCCUACAAUAACUACGGUGAAGCUGUCACCACUGCCACAAUGAAAGUACAAGGCAAGAGGAAUAUUAUAUUGGAAUCCCAACUUCCUAAAGGUAUGGAAGGUACUAUUGAUAAGAUUGCAGCUUUGGAAGGCUACACCGGGACUGCUGAUAACCUAAGCCCCGAAGUUGAAAGCGGUAACCCACCCGAAUUCGUAACAACGCCAUCUGAUGUUAUUUUAACUGAGAAUUCUUCGGCUCAUUUCGAGUGCCGCCUAAUUCCCGUCAAUGAUUCCAGUAUGAGAGUGGAAUGGUUCCAUAACGGUAAACCACUUCUUACUGGAUCCAGAGUAAAGACUAUCAACGAUUUCGGCUUCGUGAUCUUGGAAAUUGGUGGUGUGUACCAACGUGAUGCUGGUCUAUAUACUUGCAAAGCUACGAACCGUCACGGUGAGGCAACGGUUUCUUGUAAACUACAAGUUAAAGGUAGACAAGGCAUUAUAUUAGAACCUCAAUUGCCGUCGCACUUCAAAUCGGGUACAGAAAGUAUCCAAAAACUGGAAGAAACACUUCAUAAACGAGAGGAAAUUCCAAUUGAAGAUGAGCAACCAAACCCACCGAAGUUUAUCGUGGAAAUUAAGGACAACCUCGAUGUAGCCGAAGGUGGACCAAUUCACUUUGACUGUCGCGUAGAACCAGUUGGCGACCCCACAAUGAGAAUCGAUUGGUUCCACAAUGGCAGGCCUUUUGCAACAGGCUCCCGUGUCCACAUGCUAAAUGAUUUUGGAUUUAUAGCUCUAGACAUUGAUUACAUCUACGCUAGAGAUUCAGGAGAAUAUACAUGUCGUGCAACUAAUAAAUGGGGUUCAGCCACCACUACCGCUAAAAUCACAUGCAGCACCAAGCGAGAUAUCAUUUUCGAAUCUCAGUUACCGCAAGGAAUGAGCGGAGAGAAGAUUAAGGAACUGGAAAAAGGUCGCAUAAGUGACGGACCCAAAGAAGAACCUGUCAUCAAUAGUCCACCAAAAUUCGUGACCCAGAUAAAAUCACACACAAUCGAAGAAUCUGAGUCUAUAAGGUUCGAAUGCCGCGUAGAACCCAAAGAGGACCCUAGGCUACGUAUCGAGUGGUAUAGAAACGGUAAACUAUUGCCAUCUGGACACCGUUUCCGCACAGUGUAUGACAUGGGCUUUGUGUCAUUGGAUAUUCUAUAUGUAUACUCCGAAGAUUCUGGAGAAUAUGUUUGCCGCGCUGUUAACGAUUUCGGAGAAGACUUCACUAAAGCAACAGUGUCUUGCAAACGCCUACCUGAUAUCAUUCUACAAAAUCAAGUUCCCAGAGGCAUGAAGAAGACCGAGGCUUUAACUCAAAUGGAGGCUACUAUUAAAAAAUACACUUCUGAAGUGUUCUUAACUGAGGAAGAUCUAUAUGACGUUGAUAAAAAGCAACCACCUCGGUUUGUUACACAAAUCCAAAGUCAAACAAAUCUAGUAGAAAUGGAAAUGACUAAAUUCGAAUGUCAGCUGGCGCCAGUGGGAGAUCCCAAUAUGAAAGUAGAAUGGUUCUUCAAUGGCAAACCGCUGCUUCACAAAAACCGUUUCACGCCGAUCUACGACUUCGGCUACGUCGCUAUGAAUUUCGGCUGGGUGUACCCAGAGGACAGUGGCGAGUAUCUAUGUCGUGCGACUAACUUGUACGGAAUGGACGAGACUAAGGCAGUUAUCAAGACCGCAGGAAAGCCGGGAAUCGUUUAUGACUCACAGUUACCGAAACAUAUGAAGAGUAUCGAGAAGAUUCGUGAAAUGGAGGCAUCAUGGCAGGCGGUACCAGAAAAACCCGGUGAUGAGGUUAAGGAAAGGACGGCGCCAGUAUUCGUCAGCAAACCCGAACCAGUGACGGUAGAGGAAGGAGAAUGGGCCAGAUUCUGCUGCCGCGUAACCGGACAUCCGAAACCACGUGUUAUGUGGCUUAUAAACGGCAACACUAUUGUCAACGGCUCUAGAUAUAAACUGACAUAUGAUGGCAUGUACCACUUCGAUAUACCAAAAACAAGGCAAUACGAUACGGGUAAAAUUGAAGUAAUUGCCAGGAGCUCCGUAGGCGAGGCUCUUGCUACGACCGAACUUAAAAUAAUCCCACGACACGAUGAUUACAGAAGCGUAUUGAAGAAUGCGCCAAGACCUUGGUACGACGAAACAACGCAAUAUCAACGAUCUGACACUGAAUUAGAGAAAACCUUCGAGGAGAGACAAACCCUGCAGCGAAAGGGCGUCAUAGAUCAUCGACCAGAACUGAAGCAAAAAAUUGUCAAAGAACCUGAUACGGAGUGGCAGCAAACAGUAAAGAAGAAGAAGAGUGAGGAGUAUUACAACAAAUUGCAGGAAUUGGAAAAUGAACAAAUUGUUAAGGAAAGUCGCAUGCGAGAAUCUACCCAUCAAUACGCUGUGUCUGGUGAUAAAGUUGCCAGCGCCUCAGUUGCGAGAAGCAUGGCACAGAAAUACGAAGAUAACUUGGAACAAACAGAAGAGAUCGUGGAAAAAGAAGUAACUAAAAAGGUUCAGAAACCUAGAAUACCUGAUCCACUAGAAUCAACAGUUCACGGUAAAGAAGUGCAUGUUGCCAAGCAGAAACAAAUACAAAAGGAAGUUGUGGGAGAUACAGAAAUAACUCGCAAGAUAACAUCGACAGAAACUACUGAAGUUGAACAUAAGGCUCAAACUCAGGAGAGAAUAGUUGAAGGACCUGUGAAGCCUUCCAAUCCACCCGUAUUCACAAAGAAAAUGCAACCAUGCCGUGUUUUUGAACAUGAACAAGCAAGAUUCGAAGUCGAGUUUGACGGUGAUCCAUUACCAACAAUUAAAUGGUACCGAGAAAACUUCCCAAUAAAGAACUCAGCUGAUUUCCAAAUUCACACAUUCAGUACCAAAUCUAUACUUAUUAUUAGACAAGUGUUCAUUGAAGAUUCAGCGGUAUUUGCUGCAGUAGCCGAAAACCGAGGCGGAACUGCUAAAUGCAGCGCUAACUUGGUUGUAGAGGAACGUCGACGACAGGGCAGAGGAGGAGUUAUUCCUCCAAGUUUCACAUUGACAGCCCAAAAUGUCAACGUCACAGCUGGACAACUUGUAAGAUUUGAUGCUAAAGUUACUGGUACAAAACCGAUCGAUGUGUACUGGUUGAAAAAUGGCAAGAAAGUCCAACCAGAUAUCAGGAACAAGAUCCUUGAAGAAGAUGGAACUUACACUCUUCUUAUCCUCGAAGCCUUCCCUCAGGACUCCGGCAAGUACGAGUGCGUUGCCAUAAAUAGUUCCGGAGAGGCAAGGUGCGAUGCCGAAUGUGUUGUUAAUACGCCAGCCACCAAAGAGAAGCCCAAGCCACAAACUAAGGCUGCGAAUGCUCCACCAGAGAUCAUUGAACCGAUGAAGGACCGCGUCGUCACCGAGGGUCAAGCUAUUGAAUUUAGCUGUAAGAUUGUCGGCAAACCGAUACCAACAGUACAAUGGUAUAAAGAAGACAGGUUGAUUAAACCAUCAAAGUACUUCCAAAUGUCACGUACUGCUGACGACUACACACUUCGCAUAUCGGAAGCUUUCCCUGAGGACGAGGGUGAUUAUAAAUGCGUUGCCUACAAUUCAGCUGGAAGAGUUACAGUGGCUGCUAAACUGAAAGUGACACAGCCAGAUCAAACUGACAAUUUGCCAACAUUGACACCGUUGCGUGACGUAAUCGUAUAUGAAGGUCAACCUGCCCAAUUUAAAACACAAAUUACCAGCAAGGUCAAACCUACCAUCCAAUGGCUACGGGAAGGUGCUCUCAUACCUGAAACACCUGACUUCCAGAUGAUCCACGAAGGAAACAACGCAGUACUACUAAUCGGCAGUACCUACGAAGAGGACACAGGCAUAUUCACUUGCCGCGCCACUACCGUCGCCGGCCAAGUGGAGUCAUCUGCUAAACUAGUCGUCAAAAAAUCGAGCAAGUCUAAAACAACGACCGCAUACGAAAAUGGCGUCGAAACCCAGAAAGAAACUAUACAAGAUACAGAAACAUCAUUAAAUCGCGUGUUGCACUUUACCUCUGAAGAUACUAAUAUUUUAAAAAUGACAAAUGUUCAAGACAUUCAUUCAAAAAAAAGAGCAAGUGUACCAUGGCGCACAAAAGAAAAUAGUUUAGAAGUAAAACACUGGAGAAAAUUAAGACCAGACACCCAAGCUACAAGCUCACUGGAGGAUUCAAAUAUUCUUCAUAUCGAUCGCGAUGUCUCUACCUCUGAAAAUAAACAUUGGCAUAAACAAAAAAUUGAAAGAAAACAUGACAAAGAUAUUUACUCUAAAGAAGAAGCCAUACCUUGGAUAAAAGAAGCAAUACAAUUAAAACCUACAAAGGUUGAUAAGAUCCCAAAUCGUAAAGAGAAAAUGGAGGAAGUUACUUUAAAACCGUUGAAUAAAACAUUUAACCAAGUAGAAACAUUGUUAAUUGAUGAAAGUUUGACGUCUGAAGAAGAAACAGUAGUUUUGAAAAUAGAAAAUAAAAUAUCAGUUAGUGAUAUACAGAAGGACGAACAAGAUCUACAAAAAGAAGAUUUAAAACCAGAUUCGACACAAAAAGCAUUAAAAAUAGUUAAGGAGGCAGAUAAGCUGCAAGAGGUGUCAUGGAGGGCAGGCAAACGGAAACCAAAGGAAGAACAACCAGUGGAAGAAGUAGUUCUUAAACCAGUUCCAAGACAAAAACAGCCUGACGAAGAUAAACCUGAAGAAGUACAGCUGAAACCAGUGAAGAAAGAAAAGCCUAUCGUGGAAGACAAACCGGAAGAGGUGUCAUGGAGGACAGGCAAACGGAAACCAAAGGAAGAACAACCAGUGGAAGAAGUAGUUCUUAAACCAGUUCCAAGACAAAAACAGCCUGACGUAGAUAGACCUGAAGAAGUACAGCUGAAACCAGUGAUGAAAGAAAAGCCCAUCGUGGAAGACAAACCGGAAGAGGUGUCAUGGAGGACAGGCAAACGAAAACCAAAGCAAGAGCAACCAGUGGAAGAAAUGGUUCUUAAACCAGUUCCAAGACAAAAACAGCCUGACGAAGAAAAACCUGAAGAAGUACAGCUGAAACCAGUGAAGAAAGAAAAGCCUAUCGAAGAAGACAAACCGGAAGAGGUGUCAUGGAGGACAGGUAAACGGAAACCAAAGGAAGAGCAACCAGUGGAAGAAGUGGUUCUUAAACCAGUUCCAAGACAAAAACAGCCUGACGAAGAAAAACCUGAAGAAGUACAGCUGAAACCAGUGAAGAAAGAAAAGCCUAUCGAGGAAGACAAACCGGAAGAGGUGUCAUGGAGGACAGGCAAACGAAAACCAAAGCAAGAGCAACCAGUGGAAGAAGUGGUUCUUAAACCAGUUCCAAGACAAAAACAGCCUGACGAAGAAAAACCUGAAGAAGUACAGCUGAAACCAGUGAAGAAAGAAAAGCCUAUCGAAGAAGACAAACCGGAAGAGGUGUCAUGGAGGACAGGUAAACGGAAACCAAAGGAAGAGCAACCAGUGGAAGAAGUGGUUCUUAAACCAGUUCCAAGACAAAAACAGCCUGACGAAGAAAAACCUGAAGAAGUACAGCUGAAACCAGUGAAGAAAGAAAAGCCUAUCGAGGAAGACAAACCGGAAGAGGUGUCAUGGAGGACAGGCAAACGGAAACCAAAGGAAGAGCAACCAGUGGAAGAAGUGGUUCUUAAACCAGUUCCAAGACAAAAACAGCCUGACGAAGAAAAACCUGAAGAAGUACAGCUGAAACCAGUGAAGAAAGAAAAGCCUAUCGAGGAAGACAAACCGGAAGAGGUGUCAUGGAGGACAGGCAAACGGAAACCAAAGGAAGAGCAACCAGUGGAAGAAGUGGUUCUUAAACCAGUUCCAAGACAAAAACAGCCUGACGAAGAUAAACCUGAAGAAGUACAGCUGAAACCAGUGAAGAAAGAAAAGCCUAUUGAGGAAGACAAACCGGAAGAGGUGUCAUGGAGGACAGGCAAACGGAAACCAAAGGAAGAGCAACCAGUGGAAGAAGUGGUUCUUAAACCAGUUCCAAGACAAAAACAGCCUGACGAAGAUAAACCUGAAGAAGUACAGCUGAAACCAGUGAAGAAAGAAAAGCCUAUUGAGGAAGACAAACCGGAAGAGGUGUCGCUGAAAACAGGAAAAAGAAAACCAAAGCAAGAACAGCCAGAGGAGGAAGUGGUCCUUAAACCGGUUCCAAAACAAAGGCCUACUGAGAAAGAAGAAAAACCUGAGGAAGUUCAGCUAAAACCAGUAAAGAAAGAAAAGCCUAUUGAGGAAGAUGAACCGGAAGAGGUGUCGCUGAAAUCAGGAAAAAGAAAACCAAAGCAAGAACAGCCAGAGGAGGAAGUGGCCAUUAAACCGGUUCCAAAACAAAGGCCUACUCAGAAAGAAGAAAAACCUGAGGAAGCACAGCUAAAACCAGUAAAGAAAGAAAAGCUUAUUGAGGAAGACAAACCGGAAGAAGUGUCACGGAAAACAGGAAAAAGAAAACCAAAGGAAGAACAGCCAGUGGAGGAAGUAGUCCUUAAACCAGUUCCAAAACAAAAGCCUACCGUGAAAGAAGAAAAACCGGAGGAAGUACAGCUAAAACCAGCAAAGAAAGAAAAGCUUAUUGAGGAAGAUAAACCGGAAGAGGUGUCACUGAAAACAGGAAAAAGAAAACCAAAGGAAGAACAACCAGUGGAAGAAGUGGUCCUUAAACCGAUUCCAAAACAAAAGCCUAAUGAGAAAGAAGAAAAACCUGAGGAAAUACAACUAAAACCGGUGAAGAAAGAAAAGCCUGUCGUGAAAGACGAACCGGAAGAGGUGUCAUGGAGGGCAGGCAAACGGAAACCAAAGGAAGAACAACCAGUGGAAGAAGUAGUUCUUAAACCAGUUCCAAGACAAAAACAGCCUGACGAAGAUAAACCUGAAGAAGUACAGCUGAAACCAGUGAAGAAAGAAAAGCCUAUCGUGGAAGACAAACCGGGAGAGGUGUCAUGGAGGACAGGCAAACGGAAACCAAAGGAAGAACAACCAGUGGAAGAAGUAGUUCUUAAACCAGUUCCAAGACAAAAACAGCCUGACGUAGAUAGACCUGAAGAAGUACAGCUGAAACCAGUGAUGAAAGAAAAGCCCAUCGUGGAAGAUAAACCGGAAGAGGUGUCGUGGAGGACAGGCAAACGAAAACCAAAGCAAGAGCAACCAGUGGAAGAAGUGGUUCUUAAACCAGUUCCAAGACAAAAACAGCCUGACGAAGAAAAACCUGAAGAAGUACAGCUGAAACCAGUGAAGAAAGAAAAGCCUAUCGAAGAAGACAAACCGGAAGAGGUGUCAUGGAGGACAGGUAAACGGAAACCAAAGGAAGAGCAACCAGUGGAAGAAGUGGUUCUUAAGCCAGUUCCAAGACAAAAACAGCCUGACGAAGAAAAACCUGAAGAAGUACAGCUGAAACCAGUGAAGAAAGAAAAGCCUAUCGAGGAAGACAAACCGGAAGAGGUGUCAUGGAGGACAGGCAAACGGAAACCAAAGGAAGAGCAACCAGUGGAAGAAGUGGUUCUUAAACCAGUUCCAAGGCAAAAACAGCCUGAUGAAGAAAAACCUGAAGAAAUACAGCUGAAACCAGUGAAGAAAGAAAAGGCUAUCGAAGAAGACAAACCGGUGGAGGUGUCACUGAAAGCAGGAAAAAUAAAACCAAAGGAAGAACAGCCAGUGGAGGAAGUGGUCCUUAAACCGAUUCCAAAACAAAAGCCUACUGAGAAAGAAAACAAGCCUGAGGAAGUUCAUCUAAAACCAGUAAAGAAAGAAAAGCCUAUUGAGGAACCACCGGAAGAGGUGUCAUUGAGGACAGGCAAAAGGAAACCAAAGGAAGGACAACCAGUGGAAGAAGUGGUUCUUAAACCAGUUACAAUAGAAAAACAGCCUGUUGAAGAUAAACCUGACGAAGUACAGGUGAAACCAGUGAAGAAAGAAAAGCUUAUCGACGAAGAAGAUAAACCUGAGACAUCAGACUUUAAACCAAUUAAAAAGGAAAAGCCUACUGAAGAAGAAAAAUCUGUCGAAACAAUGACGUUUAAAACAAUUUCCAAAGAAGGUAUUCUGGAAGAAACUGGGCCCAUAAUAAUUCAACCUAUUAAAGCUGCUAUUGUCAAAGAAAAUGAUACUUUUGAGUUCAUUGUCAUGUUUAAACCGAAUAUCGUUAAAAAAAUCUCAUGGUCAUUUAAUAAUAAGAUUAUCAAAAAUGAUGAGGAAUUUAAAAUUUUUACUGAACCUGGAAAAUCAAUUUUGAUUGUGCAAACUGCAAGCAAAACAAAAGUUGGUAAAUACGAAGUCCUUAUAGAAAAUAAGGAUAUGGUGGUUAAAAGUGCGUCAACUCUUAAGUUAAAGAAAAUUUCCGAUACUGAAAAUAUUAUACCACCUGUAUUUACAAGACCUCUACAACCCAAACAUGUGGCAUUGGGUGAAAUAAUUCUCUUAGAAACUGAAGUAAUUUCAAAUCCUUGUGCAUCUUUUCAAUGGUUUUUGGGGAAUAAAGAAGUCAUUAGUUACGUUAAAGAAAGUAAAAUUAAAAACAUGUAUGUUACUAGCAAUGAAAAUAUCUCUUGUCUCUGCAUUGAAGAUUCUACAAGAGACGUACCUGAUAUUAUUACAUGUAGAGCUGAAAAUUUUGCUGGAUCUGUUUCUUGUUCAGCACAAGUAAACGUUGUGGAUGAAAAUGAUAAUGCUUCUGGAGUCGGACCUAAAUUUUUAACAAGUUUGAGCCCUACAACAGUCAUGGACGGUGAACCAAUUCUAUUAAAAUGUUCAGUAAUUGGACAACCCUGGCCAAAAAUUGACUGGUAUCACAACGGGAAGCUUCUUGAAGUUGCGAGAGACGUUACUAUUGGUAGACAAGAAUCUGGGUUAUGCCAAUUAUUUAUUAAAGAAGCAUUUCCAGAAAUGACUGGAAAUUAUGAAUGUGUAGCCACCAAUAAAUUUGGACAGUGUAUUAGUAACUGUAUAGUGAAUGUAGAAGCAUAUGAAUAUGUACCAAGUGCAUCUGAAGAGGAUAUAUUAAGCGAUGAGAAAACCAGUGACCUUGAGGAAUUUGCUCCUAAAAUUGUGAAAGCACUUCCCGCGGUCGUGAAAACCAAUGAAGGAGAAUUAACUAGGCUUGAAGCUAAGGCUAUUGGAAUACCAAAGCCUCAAAUAAGAUGGUUAAAGCAAGGUGUAGAAAUAAAAGAAUCACAAGAAUAUCAAAUCGAAGAAAUGGAGGAUGGCACUUCUAUUCUGAUAAUACCGGAAGUUUAUCAAGACGAUAUGGGCGAAAUCACAUUUGAAGCUUACAAUCCACUUGGUGUAUCUUCAACAGUAGCCGCAUUAUCUGUUGAAAGUCUUGUUGGAACUAAAGAAUAUAGAAAGCCUGAAUGGGUUUCACAUAUGGAAGAAUUACAAGAGGCUUUAAAAGCAACACAGGCUGUCCCAUCUUUCGUACGAAACUUAAUAUCAGAACGUGUUCUAGAGGGAGAAACGGUGACUUUUGAGGCCGUUUACAGUGGAAACCCAAAACCCGAAAUCAUUUGGUACAAAGAUAACAAAGUUAUUAAAAGUAACAACUAUUUCCAAAUUGAAACUAAAGAUAAUAUAACAGUUUGUAAAAUUAAAAAAGCAUCAAAGAAGUUACAAGGCUGCUAUGAAUGUAAAGCUAUCAGUGAUAUUGGGAUGGCAAUAACAAAAGCUGAUUUACAAAUAUUUGAAGCAGAAGAAACAUUCGAAAAGGUUGAAAUGAAAAGAGUGAAAUCUUUGAAACAAGAAGUUGUUGAUGAAAAAACUGCUUUAAUGUCUUCAGAAGAUGCUUCAAUAGCGAUAGUAGAAACUACCUUGGACGUACUAGGAAAAGCACAACCUCUCAUAAAAACUUCUGAAAAACAAAAAACAAACGUUUUGGUUAAUGAAAUGACGUCUAUAGAAACAGUAGACGUUGCUUCUUUUAAGAAAACUGAUCAAAAAUAUAGAACAACGUCAACCGAAGAGUUGGUGAAUAUUGAACCGUUUAUCACACCCAAUCAGUAUCUGGUCUCUUCACAGCAAGAAACCAAUGAAAUGGUUCAAACUUUCGAAAAAAUAACACAUGAAUUACAAAAAGGUAUUGCUAGAAGGGUAUCCGAUUCACGCAUGGUUGCGGAGGUAAAUGAAUUAUUAGAAGUAAUAAAUGCCAAAGAAUUUGGUCCAGGUGAAUCUCCUUUACGAGAAUUAGCGACAAUUGGGUACCUUCUUAGAAAUGGUGUCACCGUGGAAGAAAUAGAAAAUCUGUAUGAUUCUGAACACUUUCCUUCUUUGCGGAUUCCGCAGUCACAAUCCGCGUUAGUACAGUUGGUAGAGAGGCAAGGUCAUGGUGCCCUUAUAACAGAAGUAUUAACUGAAGAAACUGCUCAAACGGAAGAUAUUAUUGGAGCGAAGGUUGGCUUUAAAGCUUUUAUGAAAUUGGUGGAAAUGAAACAUACAUCAGUUGAAGAGGUAAUAGCGCACCUUUACCCCGAAGAUUUUACUCCUCGUGCCUGGGAAGAAAAAGGAGCACGCGAGAUCGUUGUUGAAUCUAUAGUUAAGGAUGUAGCCCAAGUACAUUCCACUACAAUACACAAAGAUAAGACCACAACUUUAGAGCAAAAUGAGAAAGAUGAAAUCAAACAAGUAAAACGCAAAAAACACACUAGACAGACUGAAAUAUCUGUUGAAGAGUCUACUGAAAAAUCGAAAAAAACAAUGAGUAAAAAGUUUUCCCGAGAAGGCACCGGUGACUUAGAAGAAGAAACAGUACACAGUAUGGAUACUGAACAUUUUAAAUCAAUUAAAACUGUACCCAUUGAUUUAUCUGAUAGUAGAAUUGAAGUAGUUUCAUCGAGCCAAGCAAUAAACAUAGUCCCAGAACAAGCAAAACAGAUACAAGAAGCUACUGUUAGGUUUGAUACAAACCAAUCGCUUAUUAGUACUGUACAACAUUUACAGGAACGUGAAGGACCUUUGCAAAUUGUUGAAAAAUCUGAAAUUAAUAUUAAAACAUCUGUUAUUGAAGCUGAACCAUUACAAAUCAGUGAAACCAAUAUGCAAGAUGCAGUUGGGGUGUGUGUCACUGAUAGUGAUAAUAAAGAAACUAUUAAAAAUACUAUAAUAGUAGAAUCAGAAAGUUUAGAAAUGGCAGAAGUUAUUCCAAAUAUAUCACUUGGUAAAAUUGACGAACGUAAACAGAAUGAAGGAAAAGCCAAAACUUCUAUUAUUUUAAAAGAUGCUAUUAAGGUUUCCGAGCAAUACGUUCCUGUAAAAGAAGACGUCUUAGAAAAACCCCAAAUCAAACAUACUGUUGCGGCGGUUACAGUUUCACCAUUGACAGGAAUAAAUAUACAAGAAACCAUGUCGGAAUAUAAAGAACAUGAUUUUAUUUGUAAAGUUUCUGAUAAAGAAAUAACUCCUACACCUAAUUUUAAAUUGUUAAAAUCAAUUGAAGUAGGUGAAGUAUUUGUAGAAGAUAAAUCUGGAAAGUACUAUCCCGAACUGAUUGUACCAACCGAAAUGGCUAACGAAGAUGUUAUUGUUUCUAAUGAAAUCUCUACUAUAAUACUCAACCUACAGGAAAAAGAAGGUUUAUUUGAUUCUCCUAAAGUUCCAAGUACCCAAGAAGCUAGAAUUGAUAUGGUGUAUAAAGAUAGCAUAGAAGUUGCGGCAAAUAUCUUACAUGAAAAAGAAGGGAUAGUUCCAAAGAAUGAAGGGCAUUCAAAAGUUCAGGUAGAUGGAGAUUUCCAGACCCAUCAAAGUUUAUGUAACUUUAUGCCGGAAACUCACAUCAAAGAGGCUGUAUUAAGUCAAGACGAAUGCACGAAAAAGAAUGCAAAUAUAACUUUUAAUGAACAUCAGCAUAAAUUUAAUUUUGAGACACAAAUACAUGAAACGGAACAUAAUUUAAAACAAGACAACGCUGUUGAUAAAGAGUUUGCGCAUAUUCAGGUAGGUACAUUAGAUAAAAAUCUUACUGAAGAAAUUCAAAUUCAUGAACGAGAAAACAAACUUCUCUUAAUGGAUGAAAAAACAUCGGUUAAGGCAAAUAUUGAUAUGAAUUUGGCCGAACCAAUUAUUAUGUCUGAAACAAUUCAAAUAAACUCAAUGAAAGAUCUUAUGCCUGCAGAUAAUAAAAUUAAUGAACGUGCAAUUGAAACGCUGAUAACACAAAAAGAAAAAACAAUUUCUUCUACUUUCAUUCAUGACCAAGGAGUUGAAGAGAUGUAUGCCUAUACAAAACCGGAAAAUGCGGGUAUGUCCUUGUCCCCCAAUACUUCUUUAUCCAUAAGUGAAACGGAAGUCGCUGAUUCAGCUGGAAAAUUGCACAUUAAAAGAAGCCCCGAACUAUUAAAUGCAAAUGCAACACUGAGUCAUAAUUUGAAAUCGCCAUUAUCUGAGAUAGUCACUACAGUCAAUCAAGUUAAAAGUCUAGAUUAUGUACAAGAAAAGCAAGAUACAGCAGAAAAAAGUAGAGAUGUAUACAACGAGCUAUAUAUUUCACAGGCUGCGGUAGAAGAGCAAACACAAGACUUUGUUGCUAUUAAAAUUCCUGACACUGAAGCUAAAAGUAGUUUUACUGAAAACGAAGGGUUAUUAAUAAGUGAAAUAGUAGCAAAUUCGGAAUUCAAACCUUUUAAAGUUGAUACAGUUUCAAAUAGAAAAGCAGUUGUAACACUAGAUGUCAAUCAAAGAGUGCCAAUUACUUCUGAAGUAAGUGCGGGAGAUAUUUUAGAUACCUUGACUAUAAUAAAACCACAAACAGAAGAUGUAAACAUAAAAUCAAAUAACUUAAAAUCCCUAACGAUUUCUGAAAAUGCUACUUUAGAAAGUCAAGGUAUUUUAGAGGAAUAUUUAAAACCAGACCAAAAGUCUAUUAUAGCUGACGUAAUUUUAAUAAAUGAUACUAUUCAAGUAGUUGAAACUGUAGGAGGUGAGAAAGAAGACGAAUAUAAAAUUGAUGAUUCCCCUAAAAUUUGCAUGGCUUCGACGGAUGUACUCAGUCGUCCCGUGGCAAUUUCUUUCGAGCAUGAAUUAACAGAUUCUACUACAACUUUCACGAGUGAAGAGACUUCGCAUCCUUCAUAUAGAAAAGCUUCACUUUAUAAUAUUUAUCAGACAGAAUUGUCUGUUACUGAUACUGUUUGUAAUGAAAAAGAAAGUGACCUUAUUAGUAAAACUCCUAACUUAACUAAAGCUAUACCAAAUUUGCCAGAAAAUCAAGCUAUUCUUAUCGCGGAAAGUAAUUCUGAGAUUGUACCUGAAUGUUUUAAUAUACAGACAACACUUUCUGUCAAAGCAAAUCCCGAUUCCGUAGUAAAUGAGGCGUUAACACAACAAGAAAUUUUAGUAAAUAUACAGGAAGGGUCAUUUAAUAAGGAACUUAGUAAUACAGUGAAACCAAUUGUAAGUAUUGAUGCUUUUAAAGUGCCAGCAUAUGACCAAAAUAUAGUUAUAGAAAAAGAAAUUGUACUUUCAAAACCACAUAUCCCUGAUGAACAUAAGGCAGCUGUAUUGAUUAAUCAGCAUCAUGAGGUCGUUACUUCUGAAAUAUUAUCACAAACGGACAAUAUAAAAGAUUCUGACGAUUUUCAUAUUCCUAAAACAAAAGCUGUCGAGAAAGUAGAUAUAUAUGGAAAGAUAGCUAACACUGAAGAAAUUAUGAUAAGUCAAACACCCGAAGAGUUCUUAAAAAGUAAAGUUAUAUUACAACGUCCUACUUUAAGUUCAGUGUCUGCAUAUUCUUUACAAAACACACAAACGAUAGCAGCCGAUAGUGAGGUAUCUAUUACAAAUGAAAAAUUAGUUGAAAGUAUUGGAACCCUUCAUCUUACAGAGAUUGAAGCUUUGAUCACAAGUUCAGCAAAUAUAAUCGAAGAAGAAGUUAAAUUCCAAGGUAAACCACCUGAACCUCUUACUCAAGAAGCGAAUGUUGGCUUUGUUCCAUUAUGUGGAACUGUUAAUACUGAAGUAGUGUCUUCAGACAUGAUGGACAAGUUAACCGAUAAACUGCCAAUAUCUAGUAGAGCUUCCCUAAAACAAGACGAAAAUUGUCAAUAUUUACAAGGUUUGGAAGUUUUCCCUGUGCUCAAAGAAGAAGAACUUGUACUUGACAAAAAAAUUGUUCCACAAGAUAUUAGAACAAGUCUUGUUGAGUCUGCUGCAAAGGAAAUUACUGAGGUAAAAACAAAUGAAAAAGAAAGUUUAAUAACAAGUAACGAAAACACUGACGUAUUCAAAAAGAAAGCAAAUAUAUCUGUAAAACCCCAACAAUCUUUAAUUAAUGAAGAAGUUAUUACCCAAGAUAGCAGUAAAGUCCUAUAUAUUCCAGGAAAAAUAAAAGAAUGCGCUAUGCCUACACAAAACUUACAACAAGCUGUAGAAAAAUUGGAACCCUUUAUCAUAGAAUCAGAAAAUAUAUACCAAUCGAUUGAACCUAGUGCUAAGAAAACAAAGCCAGAAAUAGAAGAGCAAAAGUCUCUAAACGUAACUGAAGCUAUCUCGACAGAAUCAAGUUCUAUUCUCAAAACUAUUGAAAUUCCACGUCAGGAAACUUGCCAGACGCAUGAAUUAGUUGUCAAUACCGAAUUAAAAGUCAAUGAAACUAUGCAUAAUGAACGGGAACAGGCUUUAUUAACAAAUGAAAAUAUAAAAACAAACAGUGCUAGUAUUGAUAUCCAGCCACAUCAGAGCCUAAGAGUAAACCAGCAAAUUGUAGCAGAAAAAGAAGAUUCACUAAAUUUAAAUCAAUCGCCAGGAACCAUAAUUAAUACUAUAACCAUAAGACCACAUAAACAUUUAAAUAUAGACAUAUGUGAAACAUCAGAGUCAGAAGAACACAUUCCUAAAAUAGAACCUGCUAAAGAAAUUCAAAGUGAUGUUAAUAUAGAAACUUUUAAACCAAUAACAGUUUAUGACAUUGACGUCCAAGAACAACAAGAAUAUUUCAAAGUUACUGAUUCUUCUAAAAUAAAAAAUGCUGACAUUAAAUUAAAUGUUGAUGAACAUGUUAAUGUUACUGAAAUAGUUCCUACUGAGCAAGAAUCUUUUCUCAGAGAAAAAAUAUUGGAAAAGGGCAGUCAAUUGUCUUUAAACGUAGAAAUGUCAAAGCAUGUGAUAGUAUCAGAGAUAAAGACGAUAGAAGCUGAGGAUAAUAAUCUAAAUAUUAUACAUCAACCUCAGCAAAAGGUGACGUCUACUUACGAAACAUCGUCACCUAUUGAGGUCCAAGAAGUUGAAGUUAAAGAAUCAGAACAAAGUAUGAAUGCCUCAAAUGUAAGACACUUGGUUAAACCUAAUUUAAUAUUGGAUUGUCAACAACAUGUAAUAGUAAGUGAUGUAUGUGCCAAGGAGAAGGAAGAAAUUUUGAAAAUAGAAACCAUGCCUAGAAAUGAAAAUCAAUCAGUAGAUUUUGUUACGUCUUCUUACCUUACCAGCACACAAAAUAUCCCGCUAGAGGUUUCUUCCAAAAUUAUUACCAAGGACUUUAAUAAUAUUGAACAUGCUAACUUAACGCACUCCUUUUCUCAAAGUAUUCACGCUGAGCAACCCAAUGUAAUUAAUUCUCUUGUAGACAUUGUUACGACGGAAGCACCUGAGAAAAUUGUUAUUAAAGAAACGUUUGUGAGCUCAAAUACAAUACAGCAAUCUGACAUUAUCACACAAGAAGAUUUUGUAGAGUUACCAAAUUAUACUCAAAUAUGCAUUAACGCCAGACCUACUCAGGUUUUUGAUAAAGUUAUACCAGAAACAAUAUUAUCACAAGUGAUGGAAAAUACCGAAAUUUUAGAUCAAAUUCCUUCGGCUUCGAAAAAUUUAGCCCAGUGUUUAGUAGAGCCUUUUAAUAAUAUUCUGACGGAAGAACGAACUUAUCAUGAAACGCCGCAAGAAAUAAUUUCACAGAAAUAUGAAGAAACAAAAGCUGAUAAGAAUUACGUUGAGUUGCAAUCAGUACAAAAAACCGAAGUAAUUGCAUCUGAGAAGAUUCUAAACUUCAAUAAAACAAAUGAAAGAAUAGAUCAAAAGGCAGACCAAAGUAAUGAAUAUCAAAAACAUGUAGAAAUUUUCAAACCGCAACUUUUGGAAACUGCAACUUCUUUGCUUACACCGAAUCAACAUCUUUCAAAAAAUGCUUCUAUUGACUUGGAAGCUCACACUACUUAUGUUACAAAAGAAAUCACAAGCCAGGACGCUCCUUUAAAACUGGAAAUUGACCAAAAAUAUUCAACGACAGCUAAAAAACAACUAUUAGAAAUUACUCCCUUGGAGCAAAUAGAAACUUUUUGUCAAGAACAUGCAAAUGAUAUCCAAACAGAAGAUACUCAUCAACAAAAUAUCUUGGAAGCCAAGACUUUUGAGAUAUCACCCAUCCAGCAGAUGGAUGUUAUGAUCCACGAGAGUGAAAUCAAUACUGACUUUGGGAAAUUGCCUCGAAUGGAUACAGCUUCUGUACUCAUAAAGUCAACAGAAGACCACGAAAAUAAUUCUCAAACUCUAUCACAAUAUUCAUCUGAUAUGGAAGAAUCAGAAGAAAUUGUUUCAAAGUUUAUACGUGGACCUGGGCAAGAGGAACCAAUACAAAUAAAAACAAAGAGGACAGUGUUAAGAAAAAAACGUAAAUCUGGAGGCGAAUACGACAAAGGUGACAUAGUCAUCGAGGAAUCGUUGGACGAUGAAAACGUAGAAAAACUGAGACCACGAAAAAUAAACAAUAUACUUAUAGAAGAAUACCAUGGCGACGAUUUAAAUAUGGUGAUCGAUACUGGUAAAAGUACGGUAGAAAUGCCAGAUGAAUAUUUAGAGAUACCUAAGAUGACAACACAGGUGUUAAUAGAAGAAGUGGAAGAAAGAAUGAAUGAUUCAAAUUUUAAAAAAAAUAACUUAGAAGAAGAUGGUGUUAUGACAAAAAUACAGGAAAUCUCCCAAACAAUACUAACACAAGACUCAACUGAAGAUAUGCAUGAAGUUCAAGAGAGGAGAACAGACAAACUAAAGUCAUCAGAGCAUGCAACCACCGUCAAAACAAGGAAACGCCAAGUCAAGAGCAAAGACGGCGCUGAUGAAGAAAUACACGAAAGCAAAGAAACAACUGACUUCCCAGACACGUCGGUAGAAGUAGUAGAAGUUCCGGAAGAGACAACCGUCGAAGAAAUCAAUACACCUGAGGAGGUUCAGACUGAAACUGGUGAAACGCGUACUGUCAAAACAAAGAAACGUCGAGUCAAGGGUAAAGAUGGCGCUGUUGAAGAAAUACACGAAAUCACAGAAACAACCGAGUUGCCCGACACGUCGAAUGAAGUGGUUGAAGUUCCGGAAGAGACAACCGUCGAAGAAAUCGAUACACCUGAGGGUAAGUUGACUAUCAAAACUACCAAAAAACGCACAAGGAAGACAAAACACAUUCGAACGCCACAGGACAUAACAGAAGACAAUGUCACUGACGAAACACUUCCACUAGCUGACAAGCAAGUAUCGCCGGAGCAAGCAACCAUUCUCGAAGAAUCUCCCGACACAGUCCAAAUUACAGAGGUUCAGACUGAAACUGGUGAAACGCGUACCGUCAAAACAAAGAAACGUCGAGUCAAGGGUAAAGAUGGCGCAGUUGAAGAAAUACACGAAAUCACAGAAACAACCGAGUUGCCCGACACGUCGGUAGAAGUGGUUGAAGUUCCGGAAGAGACAACCGUCGAAGAAAUCGAUACACCUGAGGGUAAGUUGACUAUAAAAACUACCAAAAAACGCACAAAGAAGACAAAACACAUUCGAACGCCAAAGGACAUAACAGAAGACACGGUCACAGACGAAACACUUCCACUAGCUGACAAGCAAAUAUCGCCGGAGCAAGCAACCCUUAUAGAAGAAUCUCCCGACACAGUCCAAAUUACAGAGGUUCAGACUGAAACUGGUGAAACGCGUACCAUCAAAACAAAGAAACGUCGAGUCAAGGGUAAAGAUGGCGCUGUUGAAGAAAUACACGAAAUCACAGAAACAACCGAGUUGCCCGACACGUCGGUAGAAGUGGUUGAAGUUCCGGAAGAGACAACCGUCGAAGAAAUCGAUACACCUGAGGGUAAGUUGACUAUCAAAACUACGAAAAAACGCACAAAGAAGACAAAACACAUUCGAAUGCCACAGGACAUAACAGAAGACACUGUCACAGACGACACACUUCCUCUUACUGACGAGCAAGUAUCGCCAGAGCAAGCAACCCUCAUCGAAGAAUCUCCCGACACAGUCCAAAUUACAGAGGUUCAGACUGAAACUGGUGAAACGCGUACCGUCAAAACAAAGAAACGUCGAGUCAAGGGUAAAGAUGGCGCUGUUGAAGAAAUACACGAAAUCACAGAAACAACCGAGUUGCCCGACACGUCGAAUGAAGGGGUUGAAGUUCCGGAAGAGACAACCGUCGAAGAAAUCGAUACACCUGAGGGUAAGUUGACUAUCAAAACUACCAAAAAACGCACAAAGAAGACAAAACACAUUCGAACGCCACAGGACAUAACAGAAGAAACUGUUACUGACGAAACACUUCCACUAGCUGACAAGCAAAUAUCGCCAGAAAAAGCAACCAUUAUCGAAGAAUCUCCCGACACAGUCCAAAUUACAGAGGUUCAGACUGAAACUGGUGAAACGCGUACCGUCAAAACAAAGAAACGUCGAGUCAAGGGUAAAGAUGGCGCUGUUGAAGAAAUACACGAAAUUACAGAGACAACCGAGUUGCCCGACACGUCGGUAGAAGUGGUUGAAGUUCCGGAAGAGACAACCGUCGAAGAAAUCGAUACACCUGAGGGUAAGUUGACUAUCAAAACUACGAAAAAACGCACAAAGAAGACAAAACACAUUCGAAUGCCACAGGACAUAACAGAAGACACUGUCACAGACGACACACUUCCUCUUACUGACGAGCAAGUAUCGCCAGAGCAAGCAACCCUCAUCGAAGAAUCUCCCGACACAGUCCAAAUUACAGAGGUUCAGACUGAAACUGGUGAAACGCGUACCGUCAAAACAAAGAAACGUCGAGUCAAGGGUAAAGAUGGCGCUGUUGAAGAAAUACACGAAAUCACAGAAACAACUGAGUUGCCCGACACGUCGGUAGAAGUGGUUGAAGUUCCGGAAGAGACAACCGUCGAAGAAAUCGAUACACCAGAGGGUAAGUUGACUAUCAAAACUACCAAAAAACGCACAAAGAAGACAAAACACAUUCGAACGCCACAGGACAUAACAGAAGAAACUGUUACUGACGAAACACUUCCACUAGCUGACAAGCAAAUAUCGCCGGAGCAAGCAACCCUUAUCAAAGAAUCUCCCGACACAGUCCAAAUUACAGAGGUUCAGACUGAAACUGGUGAAACGCGUACCGUCAAAACAAAGAAACGUCGAGUCAAGGGUAAAGAUGGCGCUGUUGAAGAAAUACACGAAAUCACAGAAACAACUGAGUUGCCCGACACGUCGGUAGAAGUGGUUGAAGUUCCGGAAGAGACAACCGUCGAAGAAAUCGAUACACCAGAGGGUAAGUUGACUAUCAAAACUACGAAAAAACGCACAAAGAUGACAAAACACAUUCGAAUGCCACAGGACAUAACAGAAGACACUGUCACAGACGACACACUUCCUCUUACUGACGAGCAAGUAUCGCUAGAGCAAGCAACCCUCAUCGAAGAAUCUCCCGACACAGUCCAAAUUACAGAGGUUCAGACUGAAACUGGUGAAACGCGUACCGUCAAAACAAAGAAACGUCGAGUCAAGGGUAAAGAUGGCGCUGUUGAAGAAAUACACGAAAUCACAGAAACAACUGAGUUGCCCGACACGUCGGUAGAAGUGGUUGAAGUUCCGGAAGAGACAACCGUCGAAGAAAUCGAUACACCAGAGGGUAAGUUGACUAUCAAAACUACCAAAAAACGCACAAAGAAGACAAAACACAUUCGAACGCCAAAGGACAUAACAGAAGACACUGUCACAGACGAAACACUUCCACUAGCUGACAAGCAAAUAUCGCCGGAGCAAGCAACCCUUAUCGAAGAAUCUCCCGACAUAGUCCAUAUUACAGAGGUUCAGACUGAAACUGGUGAAACGCGUACUGUCAAAACAAAGAAACGUCGAGUCAAGGGUAAAGAUGGCGCUGUUGAAGAAAUACACGAAAUCACAGAAACAACCGAGUUGCCCGACACGUCGAAUGAAGUGGUUGAAGUUCCGGAAGAGACAACCGUCGAAGAAAUCGAUACACCUGAGGGUAAGUUGACUAUCAAAACUACCAAAAAACGCACAAGGAAGACAAAACACAUUCGAACGCCACAGGACAUAACAGAAGACAAUGUCACUGACGAAACACUUCCACUAGCUGACAAGCAAGUAUCGCCGGAGCAAGCAACCAUUCUCGAAGAAUCUCCCGACACAGUCCAAAUUACAGAGGUUCAGACUGAAACUGGUGAAACGCGUACCGUCAAAACAAAGAAACGUCGAGUCAAGGGUAAAGAUGGCGCUGCUGAAGAAAUACACGAAAUCACAGAAACAACUGAGUUGCCCGACACGUCGGUAGAAGUGGUUGAAGUUCCGGAAGAGACAACCGUCGAAGAAAUCGAUACACCAGAGGAGGUUCAGACUGAAACUGGUGAAACGCGUACUGUCAAAACAAAGAAACGUCGAGUCAAGGGUAAAGAUGGCGCUGUUGAAGAAAUACACGAAAUCACAGAAACAACCGAGUUGCCCGACACGUCGAAUGAAGUGGUUGAAGUUCCGGAAGAGACAACCGUCGAAGAAAUCGAUACACCUGAGGGUAAGUUGACUAUCAAAACUACCAAAAAACGCACAAGGAAGACAAAACACAUUCGAACGCCACAGGACAUAACAGAAGACAAUGUCACUGACGAAACACUUCCACUAGCUGACAAGCAAGUAUCGCCGGAGCAAGCAACCAUUCUCGAAGAAUCUCCCGACACAGUCCAAAUUACAGAGGUUCAGACUGAAACUGGUGAAACGCGUACCGUCAAAACAAAGAAACGUCGAGUCAAGGGUAAAGAUGGCGCAGUUGAAGAAAUACACGAAAUCACAGAAACAACCGAGUUGCCCGACACGUCGAAUGAAGUGGUUGAAGUUCCGGAAGAGACAACCGUCGAAGAAAUCGAUACACCUGAGGGUAAGUUGACUAUCAAAACUACCAAAAAACGCACAAGGAAGACAAAACACAUUCGAACGCCACAGGACAUAACAGAAGACAAUGUCACUGACGAAACACUUCCACUAGCUGACAAGCAAGUAUCGCCGGAGCAAGCAACCAUUCUCGAAGAAUCUCCCGACACAGUCCAAAUUACAGAGGUUCAGACUGAAACUGGUGAAACGCGUACCGUCAAAACAAAGAAACGUCGAGUCAAGGGUAAAGAUGGCGCAGUUGAAGAAAUACACGAAAUCACAGAAACAACCGAGUUGCCCGACACGUCGGUAGAAGUGGUUGAAGUUCCGGAAGAGACAACCGUCGAAGAAAUCGAUACACCUGAGGUCCAAAUUACAGAGGUUCAGACUGAAACUGGUGAAACGCGUACCGUCAAAACUAAGAAACGUCGAAUCAAGGGUAAAGAUGGCGCUGUUGAAGAAAUACACGAAAUCACAGAAACAACCGAGUUGCCCGACACGUCGGUAGAAGUGGUCGAAAUUCCGGAAGAGACAACCGUCGAAGAAAUCGAUACACCUGAGGGUAAGUUGACUAUCAAAACUACCAAAAAACGCACAAAGAAGACAAAACACAUUCGAACGCCACAGGACAUAACAGAAGACACUGUCACAGACGAAACACUUCCACUAGCUGACAAACUAGUAUCGCCAGAGCAAGCAACCCUUAUCGAACAAUCUCCCGACACAGUCCAAAUUACAGAGGUUCAUACUGAAACCGGUGAAACGCGUACCGUCAAAACAAAGAAACGUCGAGUCAAGGGUAAAGAUGGCGCUGUUGAAGAAAUACACGAAAUUACAGAGACAACCGAGUUGCCCGACACGUCGGUAGAAGUGGUUGAAGUUCCGGAAGAGACAACCGUCGAAGAAAUCGAUACACCUGAGGGUAAGUUGACUAUCAAAACUACCAAAAAACGCACAAAGAAGAUAAAACACAUUCGAACGCCACAGGAUAUAACAGAAGACACUGUUACUGACGAAACACUUCCACUAGCUGACAAGCAAAUAUCGCCAGAAAAAGCAACCUUUAUCGAAGAAUCUCCCGACACAGUCCAAAUUACAGAGGUUCAGACUGAAACUGGUGAAACGCGUACCAUCAAAACAAAGAAACGUCGAGUCAAGGGUAAAGAUGGCGCUGUUGAAGAAAUACACGAAAUCACAGAAACAACCGAGUUGCCCGACACGUCGGUAGAAGUGGUUGAAGUUCCGGAAGAGACAACCGUCGAAGAAAUCGAUACACCUGAGGUCCAAAUUACAGAGGUUCAGACUGAAACUGGUGAAACGCGUACCGUCAAAACUAAGAAACGUCGAAUCAAGGGUAAAGAUGGCGCUGUUGAAGAAAUACACGAAAUUACAGAAACAACCGAGUUGCCCGACACGUCGGUAGAAGUGGUCGAAAUUCCGGAAGAGACAACCGUCGAAGAAAUCGAUACACCUGAGGGUAAGUUGACUAUCAAAACUACCAAAAAACGCACAAAGAAGACAAAACACAUUCGAACGCCACAGGACAUAACAGAAGACACUGUCACAGACGAAACACUUCCACUAGCUGACAAACUAGUAUCGCCAGAGCAAGCAACCCUUAUCGAACAAUCUCCCGACACAGUCCAAAUUACAGAGGUUCAUACUGAAACCGGUGAAACGCGUACCGUCAAAACAAAGAAACGUCGAGUCAAGGGUAAAGAUGGCGCUGUUGAAGAAAUACACGAAAUUACAGAGACAACCGAGUUGCCCGACACGUCGGUAGAAGUGGUUGAAGUUCCGGAAGAGACAACCGUCGAAGAAAUCGAUACACCUGAGGGUAAGUUGACUAUCAAAACUACCAAAAAACGCACAAAGAAGAUAAAACACAUUCGAACGCCACAGGAUAUAACAGAAGACACUGUUACUGACGAAACACUUCCACUAGCUGACAAGCAAAUAUCGCCAGAAAAAGCAACCUUUAUCGAAGAAUCUCCCGACACAGUCCAAAUUACAGAGGUUCAGACUGAAACUGGUGAAACGCGUACCAUCAAAACAAAGAAACGUCGAGUCAAGGGUAAAGAUGGCGCUGUUGAAGAAAUACACGAAAUUACAGAGACAACCGAGUUGCCCGACACGUCGGUAGAAGUGGUUGAAGUUCCGGAAGAGACAACCGUCGAAGAAAUCGAUACACCUGAGGGUAAGUUGACUAUAAAAACUACCAAAAAACGCACUAAGAAGACAAAACACAUUCGAACGCCAAAGGACAUAACAGAAGACACUGUCACAGACGAAACACUUCCACUAGCUGACAAACUAGAAUCGCCGGAGCAAGCAACCAUUAUCGAAGAAUCUCCAGACACAGUCCAAAUUACAGAAGUUCAUACUGAAACCGGUGAAACGCGUACCGUCAAAACAAAGAAACGUCGAGUCAAGGGUAAAGACGGCGCUGUUGAAGAAAUACACGAAAUCACUGAAACAACUGAGUUGCCCGACACGUCGGUAGAAGUGGUCGAAAUUCCGGAAGAGACAACCGUCGAAGAAAUCGAUACACCUGAGGAGCUUCAGACUGAAACUGGUGAAACGCGUACCGUCAAAACAAAGAAACGUCGAGUCAAGGGUAAAGACGGCGCUGUUGAAGAAAUACACGAAAUCACUGAAACAACUGAGUUGCCCGACACGUCGGUAGAAGUGGUUGAAGUACCGGAAGAGACAACCGUCGAAGAAAUCGAUACACCUGAGGGUAAGUUGGUUAUCAAAACUACCAAAAAACGCACAAAGAAGACAAAACACAUUCGAACGCCACAUGACAUAACAGAAGACACUGUCACAGACGAAACACUUCCACUAGCUGACAAGCAAAUAUCGCCGGAGCAAGCAACCCUUAUCGAAGAAUCUCCCGACACAGUCCAUAUUACAGAGGUUCAGACUGAAACUGGUGAAACGCGUACCGUCAAAACAAAGAAACGUCGAGUCAAGGGUAAAGACGGCGCUGUUGAAGAAAUACACGAAAUCACUGAAACAACUGAGUUGCCCGACACGUCGGUAGAAGUGGUUGAAGUACCGGAAGAGACAACCGUCGAAGAAAUCGAUACACCUGAGGACAAACUAGUAUCGCCGGAGCAAGCAACCAUUAUCGAAGAAUCUCCAGACACAGUCCAAAUUACAGAGGUUCAUACUGAAACUGGUGAAACGCGUACCGUCAAAACAAAGAAACGUAGAGUCAAGGGUAUAGACGGCGCUGUUGAAGAAAUACACGAAAUCACUGAAACAACCGAGUUGCCCGACACGUCAGUAGAAGUGGUUGAAGUUCCGGAAGAGACAACCGUCGAAGAAAUCGAUACACCUGAGGGUAAGUUGACUAUCAAAACUACCAAAAAACGCACAAAGAAGACAAAACACAUUCGAACGCCACAGGACAUAACAGAAGACACUGUCACAGACGAAACACUUCCACUAGCUGACAAGCAAAUAUCGCCGGAGCAAGCAACCCUUAUCGAAGAAUCUCCCGACACAGUCCAUAUUACAGAGGUUCAGACUGAAACUGGUGAAACGCGUACUGUCAAAACAAAGAAACGUCGAGUCAAGGGUAAAGAUGGCGCUGUUGAAGAAAUACACGAAAUCACAGAAACAACCGAGUUGCCCGACACGUCGGUAGAAGUGGUUGAAGUUCCGGAAGAGACAACCGUCGAAGAAAUCGAUACACCUGAGGGUAAGUUGACUAUCAAAACUACCAAAAAACGCACAAAGAAGACAAAACACAUUCGAACGCCACAGGACAUAACAGAAGACACUGUCACAGACGAAACACUUCCACUAGCUGACAAGCAAAUAUCGCCAGAAAAAGCAACCUUUAUCGAAGAAUCUCCCGACACAGUCCAAAUUACAGAGGUUCAGACUGAAACUGGUGAAACGCGUACCGUCAAAACAAAGAAACGUCGAGUCAAGGGUAAAGAUGGCGCUGUUGAAGAAAUAGACGAAACCACAGAAACAACUGAGUUGCCUGACACGUCGGUAGCAGUGGUUGAAGUUCCGGAAGAGACAACCGUCGAAGAAAUCGAUACACCUGAGGAGGUUCAUACUGAAACCGGUGAAACGCGUACCGUCAAAACAAAGAAACGUCGAGUCAAGGGUAAAGAUGGCGCUGUUGAAGAAAUAGACGAAACCACAGAAACAACUGAGUUGCCUGACACGUCGGUAGCAGUGGUUGAAGUUCCGGAAGAGACAACCGUCGAAGAAAUCGAUACACCUGAGGGUAAGUUGACUAUCAAAACUACCAAAAAACGUACAAAGAAGACAAAACACAUUCGAACGCCACAUGACAUAACAGAAGACACUGUCACUGAAGACACAAUUCCUCUAACUGAAAAGCAAGUAUCGACAGAGCAAGCAACCAUUAACGAAGAAUCUCCAGACACAGUCAAAAUUACAGAGGUUCAUACUGAAACCGGUGAAACGCGUACCGUCAAAACAAAGAAACGUCGAGUCAAGGGUAAAGAUGGCGCUGUUGAAGAAAUACACGAAAUCACAGAAAUAACUGAGUUGCCUGACACGUCGGUAGAAGUGGUUGAUGUUCCGGAAGAGACAACCGUCGAAGAAAUCGAUACACCUGAGGACAAACUAGUAUCGUCGGAGCAAGCAACCAUUAUCGAAGAAUAUCCAGACACAGUCCAAAUUACAGAGGUUCAGACUGAAACUGGUGAAACGCGUACCGUCAAAACAAAGAAACGUCGAGUCAAGGGUAAAGAUGGCGCUGUUGAAGAAAUACACGAAAUCACAGAAACAACUGAGUUGCCCGACACAUCGGUAGAAGUGUUCGAAAUUCCGGAAGAGACAACCGUCGAAGAAAUCAAUACACCUGAGGAGGUUCAUACCGAAACCGGUGAAAUGCGUACCGUCAAAACAAAGAAACGUCGAGUCAAGGGUAAAGAUGGCGCUGUUGAAGAAAUACACGAAAUCACAGAAACAACUGAGUUGCCCGACACGUCGGUAGAAGUGUUCGAAAUUCCGGAAGAGACAACCGUCGAAGAAAUCGAUACACCUGAGGACAAACUAGUAUCGCCGGAGCAAGCAACCAUUAUCGAAGAAUCUCCAGACACAGUCCAAAUUACAGAGGUUCAUACUGAAACUGGUGAAACGCGUACCGUCAAAACAAAGAAACGUAGAGUCAAGGGUAAAGACGGCGCUGUUGAAGAAAUACACGAAAUCACUGAAACAACUGAGUUGCCCGACACGUCGGUAGAAGUGGUCAAAAUUCCGGAAGAGACAACCGUCGAAGAAAUCGAUACACCUGAUGGUAAUUUGACAAUCAAACCUACCAAAAAACGCAUAAAGAAGACAAAACACAUUCAAACGCCACAGGACAAAACAGACGACACUGUCACAGACGAAACACUUCCUCUUACUGACGAGCAAUUAUCGCCAGAGCAAGCAACCCUUAUCGAAGAAUCUCCCGACACAGUCCAAAUUACAGAGGUUCAUACCGAAACCGGUGAAAUGCGUACCGUCAAAACAAAGAAACGUCGAGUCAAGGGUAAAGAUGGCGCUGUUGAAGAAAUACACGAAAUCACUGAAACAACUGAGUUGCCCGACACGUCGGUAGAAGUGGUGGAAGUUCCGGAAGAGACAACCGUCGAAGAAAUCGAUACACCUGAGGGUAAAUUGACUAUCAAAACUACCAAAAAACGCACAAAGAAGACAAAACACAUUCGAAUGCCACAGGACAUAACAGAGGACACUGUCACAGACGAAACUCUUCCACUUACAGACAAGCAAGUAUCGCCAGAGCAAGCAACCAUUAACGAAGAAUCUCCCGACACAGUCCAAAUUACAGAGGUUCAGACUGAAACUGGUGAAACGCGUACCCUCAAAACAAAGAAACGUCGAGUCAAGGGUAAAGACGGCGCUGUUGAAGAAAUACACGAAAUCACGGAAAUAAACGAGUUGCCCGACACGUCAGUAGAAGUGGUUGAAGUACCAGACGAGAUAACCGUCGAAGAAAUCGAUACACCUGAGGGUAAGUUGACUAUCAAAACUACCAAAAAACGCACAAAGAAGACAAAACACAUUCGAACGCCACAUGACAUAACAGACGACACUGUCACAGACGAAACACUUCCUCUUACUGACGAGCAAUUAUCGCCAGAGCAAGCAACCCUUAUCGAAGAAUCUCCCGACACAGUCCAAAUUACAGAGGUUCAUACCGAAACCGGUGAAAUGCGUACCGUCAAAACAAAGAAACGUCGAGUCAAGGGUAAAGAUGGCGCUGUUGAAGAAAUACACGAAAUCACUGAAACAACUGAAUUGCCCGACACGUCGGUAGAAGUGGUGGAAGUCCCGGAAGAGACAACCGUCGAAGAAAUCGAUACACCUGAGGGUAAGUUGACUAUCAAAACUACCAAAAAAUGCACAAAGAAGACAAAACACAUUCUAAUGCCACAAGACAUAACAGAAGACACUGUCACAGACGAAACACUUCCUCUUACUGACGAGCAAGUAUCGCCAGAGCAAGCAACCCUUACCGAAGAAUCUCCCGACACAGUCCAAAUUACAGAGGUUCAGACUGAAAAUGGUGAAACGCGUACCGUUAAAACAAAGAAACGUCGAGUCAAGGGUAAAGACGGCGCUUUUGAAGAAAUACACGAAAUCACAGAAAUAACCGAGUUGCCCGACACGUCGGUAGAAGUGGUUGAAGUACCGGAAGAGACAACCGUCGAAGAAAUCGAUACACCUGAGGGUAAGUUGGUUAUCAAAACUACCAAAAAACGCACAAAGAAGACAAAACACAUUCGAACGCCACAGGACAUAACAAAGGACACUGUCACAGACGAAACUCUUCCACUUACAGACAAACAAGUAUCGACAGAGCAAGCAACCCUUACCGAAGAAUCUCCCGACACAGUCCAAAUUACAGAGGUUCAGACUGAAACUGGUGAAACGCGUACCGUUAAAACAAAGAAACGUCGAGUCAAGGGUAAAGAUGGCGCUGUUGAAGAAAUACACGAAAUCGCAGAAACAACCGAGUUACCCGACACGUCGGUAGAAGUGGUCGAAAUUCCGGAAGAGACAACCGUCGAAGAAAUCCAUACACCUGAGGGUAAGUUGACUAUCAAAACUACCAAAAAACGCACAAAGAAGACAAAACACAUUCGAACGCCACAUGACAUAACAGACGACACUGUCACAGACGAAACACUUCCUCUUACUGACGAGCAAUUAUCGCCAGAGCAAGCAACCCUUAUCGAAGAAUCUCCCGACACAGUCCAAAUUACAGAGGUUCAUACUGAAACCGGUGAAAUGCGUACCGUCAAAACAAAGAAACGUCGAGUCAAGGGUAAAGAUGGCGCUGUUGAAGAAAUACACGAAAUCACUGAAACAACUGAGUUGCCCGACACGUCGGUAGAAGUGGUGGAAGUUCCGGAAGAGACAACCGUCGAAGAAAUCGAUACACCUGAGGGUAAAUUGACUAUCAAAACUACCAAAAAACGCACAAAGAAGACAAAACACAUUCGAACGCCACAGGACAUAACAGAGGACACUGUCACAGACGAAACUCUUCCACUUACAGACAAGCAAGUAUCGCCAGAGCAAGCAACCAUUAACGAAGAAUCUCCCGACACAGUCCAAAUUACAGAGGUUCAGACUGAAACUGGUGAAACGCGUACCCUCAAAACAAAGAAACGUCGAGUCAAGGGUAAAGACGGCGCUGUUGAAGAAAUACACGAAAUCACGGAAAUAAACGAGUUGCCCGACACGUCAGUAGAAGUGGUUGAAGUACCAGACGAGAUAACCGUCGAAGAAAUCGAUACACCUGAGGGUAAGUUGACUAUCAAAACUACCAAAAAACGCACAAAGAAGACAAAACACAUUCGAACGCCACAUGACAUAACAGACGACACUGUCACAGACGAAACACUUCCUCUUACUGACGAGCAAUUAUCGCCAGAGCAAGCAACCCUUAUCGAAGAAUCUCCCGACACAGUCCAAAUUACAGAGGUUCAUACCGAAACCGGUGAAAUGCGUACCGUCAAAACAAAGAAACGUCGAGUCAAGGGUAAAGAUGGCGCUGUUGAAGAAAUACACGAAAUCACUGAAACAACUGAGUUGCCCGACACGUCGGUAGAAGUGGUGGAAGUCCCGGAAGAGACAACCGUCGAAGAAAUCGAUACACCUGAGGACGAGCAAGUAUCGCCAGAGCAAGCAACCCUUACCGAAGAAUCUCCCGACACAGUCCAAAUUACAGAGGUUCAGACUGAAAAUGGUGAAACGCGUACCGUUAAAACAAAGAAACGUCGAGUCAAGGGUAAAGACGGCGCUUUUGAAGAAAUACACGAAAUCACAGAAAUAACCGAGUUGCCCGACACGUCGGUAGAAGUGGUUGAAGUACCGGAAGAGACAACCGUCGAAGAAAUCGAUACACCUGAGGGUAAGUUGGUUAUCAAAACUACCAAAAAACGCACAAAGAAGACAAAACACAUUCGAACGCCACAGGACAUAACAAAGGACACUGUCACAGACGAAACUCUUCCACUUACAGACAAACAAGUAUCGACAGAGCAAGCAACCCUUACCGAAGAAUCUCCCGACACAGUCCAAAUUACAGAGGUUCAGACUGAAACUGGUGAAACGCGUACCGUUAAAACAAAGAAACGUCGAGUCAAGGGUAAAGAUGGCGCUGUUGAAGAAAUACACGAAAUCGCAGAAACAACCGAGUUACCCGACACGUCGGUAGAAGUGGUCGAAAUUCCGGAAGAGACAACCGUCGAAGAAAUCCAUACACCUGAGGAGGUUCAUACCGAAACCGGUGAAAUGCGUACCGUCAAAACAAAGAAACGUCGAGUCAAGGGUAAAGAUGGCGCUGUUGAAGAAAUACACGAAAUCACUGAAACAACUGAGUUGCCCGACACGUCGGUAGAAGUGGUGGAAGUUCCGGAAGAGACAACCGUCGAAGAAAUCGAUACACCUGAGGGUAAGUUGACUAUCAAAACUACCAAAAAACGCACAAAGAAGACAAAACACAUUCGAAUGCCACAGGACAUAACAGAGGACACUGUCACAGACGAAACUCUUCCACUUACAGACAAGCAAGUAUCGCCAGAGCAAGCAACCAUUAACGAAGAAUCUCCCGACACAGUCCAAAUUACAGAGGUUCAGACUGAAACUGGUGAAACGCGUACCCUCAAAACAAAGAAACGUCGAGUCAAGGGUAAAGACGGCGCUGUUGAAGAAAUACACGAAAUCACAGAAAUAAACGAGUUGCCCGACACGUCAGUAGAAGUGGUUGAAGUACCAGACGAGAUAACCGUCGAAGAAAUCGAUACACCUGAGGAGGUUCAGACUGAAACUGGUGAAACGCGUACCGUCAAAACAAAGAAACGUCGAGUCAAGGGUAAAGAUGGCGCUGUUGAAGAAAUUCACGAAAUCACAGAAAUAACCGAGUUGCCCGACACGUCGGUAGAAGUGGUUGAAGUACCGGAAGAGACAACCGUCGAAGAAAUCGAUACACCUGAGGAGGUUCAUACUGAAACCGGUGAAACGCGUACUGUCAAAACAAAGAAACGUCGAGUCAAGGGUAAUGAUGGCGCUGUUGAAGAAAUACACGAAAUCACAGAAAUAACCGAGUUGCCCGACACGUCGGUAGAAGUGGUUGAAAUACCGGAAGAGACAACCGUCGAAGAAAUCGAUACACCUGAGGACAAACUAGUAUCGCCGGAGCAAGCAACCAUUAUCGAAGAAUCUCCAGACACAGUCCAAAUUACAGAGGUUCAGACUGAAACUGGUGAAACGCGUACCCUCAAAACAAAGAAACGUCGAGUCAAGGGUAAAGAUGGCGCUGUUGAAGAAAUUCACGAAAUCACAGAAAUAACCGAGUUGCCCGACACGUCGGUAGAAGUGGUUGAAAUACCGGAAGAGACAACCGUCGAUGAAAUCGAUACACCUGAGGAGGUUCAGACUGAAACUGGUGAAACGCGUACCGUCAAAACAAAGAAACGUCGAGUCAAGGGUAAAGAUGGCGCUGUUGAAGAAAUUCACGAAAUCACAGAAAUAACCGAGUUGCCCGACACGUCGGUAGAAGUGGUUGAAGUACCGGACGAGACAACCGUCGAAGAAAUCGAUACACCUGAGGACAAACUAGUAUCGCCGGAGCAAGCAACCAUUAUCGAAGAAUCUCCAGACACAGUCCAAAUUACAGAGGUUCAGACUGAAACUGGUGAAACGCGUACCGUCAAAACAAAGAAACGUCGAGUCAAGGGUAAAGAUGGCGCUGUUGAAGAAAUUCACGAAAUCACAGAAAUAACCGAGUUGCCCGACACGUCGGUAGAAGUGGUUGAAGUACCGGAAGAGACAACCGUCGAAGAAAUCGAUACACCUGAGGACAAACUAGUAUCGCCGGAGCAAGCAACCAUUAUCGAAGAAUCUCCAGACACAGUCCAAAUUACAGAGGUUCAGACUGAAACUGGUGAAACGCGUACCGUCAAAACAAAGAAACGUCGAGUCAAGGGUAAAGAUGGCGCUGUUGAAGAAAUUCACGAAAUCACAGAAAUAACCGAGUUGCCCGACACGUCGGUAGAAGUGGUUGAAGUACCGGACGAGACAACCGUCGAAGAAAUCGAUACACCUGAGGAGGUUCAGACUGAAACUGGUGAAACGCGUACCGUCAAAACAAAGAAACGUCGAGUCAAGGGUAAAGAUGGAGCUGUUGAAGAAAUACACGAAAUCACAGAAAUAACCGAGUUGCCCGACACGUCGGUAGAAGUGGUAGAAGUACCGGAAGAGACAACCGUCGAAGAAAUCGAUACACCUGAGGGUAAGUUGGUUAUCAAAACUACCAAAAAACGCACAAAGAAGACAAAACACAUUCGAACGCCACAUGACAUAACAGAUGACACUGUCACAGACGAAACACUUCCACUAGCUGACAAGCAAGUAUCGCCGGAGCAAGCAACUAUUAUCGAAGAAUCUCCAGACACAGUCCAAAUUACAGAGGUUCAGACUGAAACUGGUGAAACGCGUACCGUCAAAACAAAGAAACGUCGAGUCAAGGGUAAAGAUGGCGCUGUUGAAGAAAUACACGAAAUCACAGAAAUAACCGAGUUGCCCGACACGUCGGUAGAAGUGGUUGAAGUACCGGAAGAGACAACCGUCGAAGAAAUCGAUACACCUGAGGGUAAGUUGGUUAUCAAAACUACCAAAAAACGCACAAAGAAGACAAAACACAUUCGAACGCCACAUGACAUAACAGAUGACACUGUCACAGACGAAACACUUCCACUAGCUAAUAAGCAAGUAUCGCCGGAGCAAGCAACCAUUAUCGAAGAAUCUCCCGACACAGUCCAAAUUACAGAGGUUCAGACUGAAACUGGUGAAACGCGUACCGUCAAAACAAAGAAACGUCGAGUCAAGGGUAAAGAUGGCGCUGUUGAAGAAAUUCACGAAAUCACAGAAAUAACCGAGUUGCCCGACACGUCGGUAGAAGUGGUUGAAGUACCGGACGAGACAACCGUCGAAGAAAUCGAUACACCUGAGGACAAACUAGUAUCGCCGGAGCAAGCAACCAUUAUCGAAGAAUCUCCAGACACAGUCCAAAUUACAGAGGUUCAGACUGAAACUGGUGAAACGCGUACCGUCAAAACAAAGAAACGUCGAGUCAAGGGUAAAGAUGGCGCUGUUGAAGAAAUUCACGAAAUCACAGAAAUAACCGAGUUGCCCGACACGUCGGUAGAAGUGGUUGAAGUACCGGAAGAGACAACCGUCGAAGAAAUCGAUACACCUGAGGGUAAGUUGGUUAUCAAAACUACCAAAAAACGCACAAAGAAGUCAAAACACAUUCGAACGCCACAUGACAUAACAGAUGACACUGUCACAGACGAAACACUUCCACUAGCUGAUAAGCAAGUAUCGCCGGAGCAAGCAACCAUUAUCGAAGAAUCUCCCGACACAGUCCAAAUUACAGAGGUUCAGACUGAAACUGGUGAAACGCGUACCGUCAAAACAAAGAAACGUCGAGUCAAGGGUAAAGAUGGCGCUGUUGAAGAAAUUCACGAAAUCACAGAAAUAACCGAGUUGCCCGACACGUCGGUAGAAGUGGUUGAAGUACCGGACGAGACAACCGUCGAAGAAAUCGAUACACCUGAGGAGGUUCAGACUGAAACUGGUGAAACGCGUACCGUCAAAACAAAGAAACGUCGAGUCAAGGGUAAAGAUGGCGCUGUUGAAGAAAUUCACGAAAUCACAGAAAUAACCGAGUUGCCCGACACGUCGGUAGAAGUGGUUGAAGUACCGGAAGAGACAACCGUCGAAGAAAUCGAUACACCUGAGGGUAAGUUGGUUAUCAAAACUACCAAAAAACGCACAAAGAAGUCAAAACACAUUCGAACGCCACAUGACAUAACAGAUGACACUGUCACAGACGAAACACUUCCACUAGCUGAUAAGCAAGUAUCGCCGGAGCAAGCAACCAUUAUCGAAGAAUCUCCAGACACAGUCCAAAUUACAGAGGUUCAGACUGAAACUGGUGAAACGCGUACCGUCAAAACAAAGAAACGUCGAGUCAAGGGUAAAGAUGGAGCUGUUGAAGAAAUACACGAAAUCACAGAAAUAACCGAGUUGCCCGACACGUCGGUAGAAGUGGUUGAAGUACCGGAAGAGACAACCGUCGAAGAAAUCGAUACACCUGAGGACGAAACACUUCCACUAGCUGACAAGCAAGUAUCGCCGGAGCAAGCAACCAUUAUCGAAGAAUCUCCAGACACAGUCCAAAUUACAGAGGUUCAGACUGAAACUGGUGAAACGCGUACCGUCAAAACAAAGAAACGUCGAGUCAAGGGUAAAGAUGGCGCUGUUGAAGAAAUACACGAAAUCACAGAAAUAACCGAGUUGCCCGACACGUCGGUAGAAGUGGUUGAAGUACCGGACGAGACAACCGUCGAAGAAAUUGAUACACCUGUGGACAAACUAGUAUCGUCGGAGCAAGCAACCAUUAUCGAAGAAUCUCCAGACACAGUCCAAAUUACAGAGGUUCAGACUGAAACUGGUGAAACGCGUACCGUCAAAACAAAGAAACGUCGAGUCAAGGGUAAAGAUGGCGCUGUUGAAGAAAUUCACGAAAUCACAGUAAUAUCCGAGUUGCCCGACACAUCGGUAGAAGUGGUUGAAGUACCGGACGAGACAACCGUCGAAGACAUCGAUACACCUGAGGGUAAGUUGGUUAUCAAAACUACCAAAAAACGCACAAAGAAGACAAAACACAUUCGAACGCCACAUGACAUAACAGAUGACACUGUCACAGACGAAACACUUCCACUAGCUGACAUGCAAGUAUCGCCGGAGCAAGCAACCAUUAUCGAAGAAUCUCCAGACACAGUCCAAAUUACAGAGGUUCAGACUGAAACUGGUGAAACGCGUACCGUCAAAACAAAGAAACGUCGAGUCAAGGGUAAAGAUGGCACUGUUGAAGAAAUACACGAAAUCACAGAAAUAACCGAGUUGCCCGACACGUCAAUAGAAGUGGUUGAAGUACCGGACGAGACAACCGUCGAAGAAAUCGAUACACCUGAGGAGGUUCAGACUGAAACUGGUGAAACGCGUACAGUCAAAACAAAAAAACGUCGAGUCAAGGGUAAAGAUGGCGCUGUUGAAGAAAUUCACGAAAUCACAGUAAUAUCCGAGUUGCCCGACACAUCGGUAGAAGUGGUUGAAGUACCGGACGAGACAACCGUCGAAGACAUCGAUACACCUGAGGAGGUUCAGACUGAAACUGGUGAAACGCGUACCGUCAAAACAAAGAAACGUCGAGUCAAGGGUAAAGAUGGCGCUGUUGAAGAAAUUCACGAAAUCACAGAAAUAACCGAGUUGCCCGACACGUCGGUAGAAGUGGUUGAAGUACCGGACGAGACAACCGUCGAAGAAAUCGAUACACCUGAGGACAAACUAGUAUCGCCGGAGCAAGCAACCAUUAUCGAAGAAUCUCCAGACACAGUCCAAAUUACAGAGGUUCAGACUGAAACUGGUGAAACGCGUACCGUCAAAACAAAGAAACGUCGAGUCAAGGGUAAAGAUGGCGCUGUUGAAGAAAUUCACGAAAUCACAGAAAUAACCGAGUUGCCCGACACGUCGGUAGAAGUGGUUGAAGUACCGGAAGAGACAACCGUCGAAGAAAUCGAUACACCUGAGGGUAAGUUGGUUAUCAAAACUACCAAAAAACGCACAAAGAAGUCAAAACACAUUCGAACGCCACAUGACAUAACAGAUGACACUGUCACAGACGAAACACUUCCACUAGCUGAUAAGCAAGUAUCGCCGGAGCAAGCAACCAUUAUCGAAGAAUCUCCAGACACAGUCCAAAUUACAGAGGUUCAGACUGAAACUGGUGAAACGCGUACCGUCAAAACAAAGAAACGUCGAGUCAAGGGUAAAGAUGGCGCUGUUGAAGAAAUACACGAAAUCACAGAAAUAACCGAGUUGCCCGACACGUCGGUAGAAGUGGUAGAAGUACCGGAAGAGACAACCGUCGAAGAAAUCGAUACACCUGAGGACAAACUAGUAUCGUCGGAGCAAGCAACCAUUAUCGAAGAAUCUCCAGACACAGUCCAAAUUACAGAGGUUCAGACUGAAACUGGUGAAACGCGUACCGUCAAAACAAAGAAACGUCGAGUCAAGGGUAAAGAUGGCACUGUUGAAGAAAUACACGAAAUCACAGAAAUAACCGAGUUGCCCGACACGUCGGUAGAAGUGGUUGAAGUACCGGACGAGACAACCGUCGAAGAAAUCGAUACACCUGAGGGUAAGUUGACUAUCAAAACUACCAAAAAACGCACAAAGAAGACAAAACACAUUCGAACGCCACAUGACAUAACAGACGACACUGUCACAGACGAAACUCUUCCACUUACAGACAAACUAGUAUCGCCGGAGCAAGCAACCAUUAUCGAAGAAUCUCCAGACACAGUCCAAAUUAUAGAGGUUCAGACUGAAACUGGUGAAACGCGUACCGUCAAAAUAAAGAAACGUCGAGUCAAGGAUAAAGAUGGCGCUGUUGAAGAAAUACACGAAAUCACAGAAAUAACCGAGUUGCCCGACACGUCGGUAGAAGUGGUUGAAGUACCGGACGAGACAACCGUCGAAGAAAUCGAUACACCUGAGGGUAAGUUGACUAUCAAAACUACCAAAAAACGCACAAAGAAGUCAAAACACAUUCGACCGCCACAUGACAUAACAGGUGACACUGUCACAGACGAAACACUUCCACUAGCUGAUAAGCAAGUAUCGCCGGAGCAAGUAACCAUUAUCGAAGAAUCUCCAGACACAGUCCAAAUUACAGAGGUUCAGACUGAAACUGGUGAAACGCGUACCGUCAAAACAAAGAAACGUCGAGUCAAGGAUAAAGAUGGCGCUGUUGAAGAAAUACACGAAAUCACAGAAAUAACCGAGUUGCCCGACACGUCGGUAGAAGUGGUUGAAGUACCGGAAGAGACAUCCGUCGAAGAAAUCGAUACACCUGAGGGUAAGUUGGUUAUCAAAACUACCAAAAAACGCACAAAGAAGACAAAACACAUUCGAACGCCACAUGACAUAACAGAUGACACCGUCUCAGACGAAACACUUCCACUAGCUGACAAGCAAGUAUCGCCGGAGCAAGCAACCAUUAUCGAAGAAUCUCCAGACACAGUCCAAAUUACAGAGGUUCAGACUGAAACUGGUGAAACGCGUACCGUCAAAACAAAGAAACGUCGAGUCAAGGGUAAAGAUGGCGCUGUUGAAGAAAUACACGAAAUAGCAGAAACAACCGAGUUACCCGACACGUCGGUAGAAGUGGUUGAAAUUCCGGAAGAGACAACCGUCGAAGAAAUCGAUACACCUGAGGACAAACUAGUAUCGCCGGAGCAAGCAACCAUUAUCGAAGAAUCUCCAGACACAGUCCAAAUUACAGAGGUUCAGACUGAAACUGGUGAAACGCGUACCGUCAAAACAAAGAAACGUCGAGUCAAGGGUAAAGAUGGCGCUGUUGAAGAAAUUCACGAAAUCACAGAAAUAACCGAGUUGCCCGACACGUCGGUAGAAGUGGUUGAAAUACCGGAAGAGACAACCGUCGAAGAAAUCGAUACACCUGAGGAGGUUCAGACUGAAACUGGUGAAACGCGUACCGUCAAAACAAAGAAACGUCGAGUCAAGGGUAAAGAUGGCGCUGUUGAAGAAAUACACGAAAUCACAGAAAUAACCGAGUUGCCCGACACGUCGGUAGAAGUGGUUGAAGUACCGGAAGAGACAACCGUCGAAGAAAUCAAUACACCUGAGGGUAAGUUGGUUAUCAAAACUACCAAAAAACGCACAAAGAAGACAAAACACAUUCCAACGCCACAUGACAUAACAGAUGACACUGUCACAGACGAAACACUUCCACUAGCUGAUAAGCAAGUAUCGCCGGAGCAAGCAACCAUUCUCGAAGAAUCUCCCGACACAGUCCAAAUUACAGAGGUUCAGACUGAAACUGGUGAAACGCGUACCGUCAAAACAAAGAAACGUCGAGUCAAGGGUAAAGAUGGCGCUGUUGAAGAAAUUCACGAAAUCACAGUAAUAUCCGAGUUGCCCGACACAUCGGUAGAAGUGGUUGAAGUACCGGACGAGACAACCGUCGAAGAAAUUGAUACGCCUGAGGACAAACUCGUAUCGCCAGAGCAAGCAACCCUUAUCGAAGAAUCUCCCGACACAGUCCAAAUUACAGAGUUACAGACUGAAACUGGUGAAAAGCGAACCUCCAAAACAAAGAAACGCAGAGUCAAGGGUAAAGAUGGCACGGUUGAAGAAAUACACGAAAUCACAGAAACAACAGAGCUGCCCGACACAUCGGUAGAUGUGGUUGAAGUUCCGGAAGAGACAACCGUCGCAGAAAUCGAUUCCCCUGAGGACAAACAAAUAUCGCCAGAGCAAGCAACCCUUAUCGAAGAAUCUACCGAUACAGUCCAAAUUACCGAGGUUCAGACUGAAACUGGUAAAACGCGUCCUGACAAAACAAAGAAACGCCAAGUUAAGUGUAAAGAUGGCGCUUUUGAAGAAAUACACGAAGAAAUGGAUACACCUGUAGUUUACGAAAAAACUGAGGAUGGGACGACAGAAGAUGGGAAGACACCUGACCAGAUGCCUGAAAAGCCUCUUGAGCCGUCUACGAAACGGAAACUAAAGCUAAAACCACAGAAAAUUGAAGUUAUACAAAUAAGCCAACCUCAAAAGGCGAGUGAGUUGCCAGAACCUCAGUUUACCACCUUGAAACUUAAAAAACCAUCACAAAAACCUAAACAAGAGGUAAAAGUAGCAACAUUACCGAAGUUCCAAUUAAAAAGCAGGAUAAGAUUCAUAAGUGAUUGGCCACCUAGUGUUGUAAUGCCUUUAAUCACUACAAUAGGAAGUAUUAAACAAAACGGUGAACUAUCACGAAAUAUUAAAGACGCUCAAAAAAUAAGAAAGAAGCAUAAGAUAGACAAAUUACCGGAUCUAGAAAGACCUGAUUUAGAAGUUAUUGAAGAUGUAUCUUUUGAUAGUAAUAAAGCUUUACUUAAACCUGAUGAUGGACUGGAAACUCCUAAAGUGGAAAUCCCUAUGAAUAUCUCGAAACCUAGCGAUCUUACAGAAACCAGCAGAGCUAAAAAAUUGAUACCAAUGAAAAUUGAAAAAAAACUAUUGGAAGUAGAUAAGCCUCAACAUGCUGAGAGUACUGAAGGGCCGCAAUUCAUGCAACUUAAAUUAAAAAAGGCUGUUCCAAAACAAAAACAGGAUAGCACACUUGUCAAAAUACCCAAAUUGCAAUUAAAAAGCCGGAUAAAAUUUAUAAAUGAUUGGCCACCAGAAAUCAAAAAACUUUCAUUUACUAUAAUAGACAGUAUACGACAAAAUGGUAUUUUGUCAAGAAAUAUAAAAGAUGCAGCAAAAAUUAAGAAAAAACCAAUUAAAGAACCAAAUCUUCCCAAUAUAGAAAUAACAGAACUCGAAAAGCCAAUGUUUACUCAUGAAGAUCUUAUUGAGAGCAAAGAAAAAAUACCCGAGUUAUACAACGAAACACCGGAAGAAAUUCUCGAACAGUUUACUAUAUUGCCUCGAAAGUCUAGUGGUAAAAAAGUAGAAGAAAUUGAAGAUGAGGUUACUAUAAAAAAGAAACUAAAACCGACUAGAAAAUCAUCUACUACUUUACCAGAAAUAACAGAACCCGAAAUAGUACUAUUCAGACCUAAAACAACUAAAACGCUCGAAGAUGUGGAACAAGAGUUUAAUAUUCAAUUGAAUUCGUAUGCCGAGGAAGAAAUAUCUAUGUCAAGUAAAGUUAAAUUGAAACAACCGAAGCUUACAACAUUUGGCGAAGAGGCAAGUGAAACUUCAAUUAAACUCUAUGAAGAAGAUAAUGAGACACCAGAAGCAAUUGUUAUUUCUGAUGCAGAAGAUGACAAUAUAAAAGAACCAGUUGAUAUUGUGUUGUCUAUGAAAACGGUUGAUAAGAAAAAAAUUGUCGAAGAUGAUACUUCUGUUAUAAUAACAAAACCGAAACCAUCUACUGAAAUAUCAGAAAUAAGUGAAGAUGUCAACAUUAUUCUGCAGAAAAAGCCUGAAUAUAUCGUUGAUAAUCAAGAAGAAGUAGCAUUCGAUAUAAAACAAACAGUUGACCAGUUCAAGGAAGAAGAUAUUUCACUUUCAAGCAAAAUUAAACUUAAAUCAAAAACAAAAUUAAGUAAAUCAGAAGCUGCGGAUGAAGUUUUAAUAAAAUUACAUCAAGAAAAUAUUGAUCAAGAUAUUAAUGAAUUCGAUGAAAUAAUUAUAAGCGAUGGUGACGUUGAAGAAAAUGUCGAAAUGGUGAUCAAACGCAAACCGAAAAAAGCGCCCUAUGAAGUUAGUGAGGUAGAAGAGUUAAGUGUAGAGUUAAAGCCAAAAAAAAUCACCGCGUCGCUGUUUGACGACGAAAUACUUACAGUAUCAACAAAACGAAAAUCAAAGAAACCGUUAACAGUGCAAGAAGCAGAUGUUACAAUGAAUAUAUCGAGAGAACAAGAGUUCCCAGAAACGCCAGUAAAUGUUCGAUGUGGUGAUAUAGUAUUUGCAGUUUAUUCAUAUAUAGCAGAAAGUGAUGAAGCUAUAAAUCUAGUAGAGGGCGAACGACUAUAUAUACUGGAUACAACGAACCAAGAUUGGUGGUACGUUCGAAAGCAUUUAACAGAAGAAAUUGGUUGGGUGCCAGCACAGUAUCUGAUGGAUGAAGAAACCUACACUUUAUAUUUACAGAAAAAAUUAAACGAAAAAAUUGAUAAGCUGCCAGUUUUUGAAAAACCUACAUCCGAAGAACAAGCUAUAGCCCCAAUAUUUGUUGAAAAACUCAGACCAAAACAUACGCCAGAUGGCUCAACCGUUCAAUUUGAAUGUCAGGUGGAGGGAUAUCCUAGGCCUCAAAUCACUUGGUUCCGACAAACGGCCAUUAUUAAACCAUCUCAAGAUUUCCAAAUGUAUUACGAUGAUGACAAUGUCGCAACACUAGUCAUUCGUGAAGUUUUCCCGGAGGACGCUGGAACCUUCACAUGUGUGGCAAAGAACGCAGCUGGCUUCGCCUCAAGUACUACUGAGUUAAUCGUAGAAGCUCCCCUUUCAGAUCAUGGCUCAGAAAUGACUAUUCUAUCUAGGAAGAGCCUGUCCAGAGAAUCUUCUUUAGCUGAUAUUUUAGAAGGUAUACCCCCUACAUUCUCAAAACGUCCUAAAGCGCAAUACGUUGACGAGCGGUCUGAUAUAUAUCUCGAGUGUCGUUUGGUCGCAAUACCUGAACCAGACAUAACAUGGCUUUUCAAAAAUGAAGAAAUUAUUCCUAGUGAUAAUAUAUCUAUUGUUACUGAAUCAGAUAUGCAUAUGUACUGUAGUGUAUUAAAAAUAUCUAAUGUAAGAAAACAUCAAGAAGGCACUUACACAGUACUGGCAGUAAACAGAGAAGGUGAAGCUAGCUUACCAAUUGUACUCAAAAUAAAAACAGGCGAAAAAGAGAAACCACAAGUUAUUGAACCAUUGAAAAAUAUGACUAUAAGGCAGGGCGAAAGUUUUGUUCUUACAGCACAAGUGGUAGGAAACCCAGCACCGAAAGUUGCGUGGUUUAAAAACCAUAAACCUCUUAAUUCCCUUCCAAUCAAAUCCGAUGGAAACGUGCACUCAGUAACUAUAAUUAAGCCUACAAAAGGAAAGGAUGAUGGAGUUUACACACUAAAAGCUGUUAAUUCUGAAGGUGGAACAGAAACCAAUGCUGUUAUUGUAAUAGAAGAACCAACCGAAGAAAAUUCCGAACCUCCACUUUUCAUUCACCGAUUCCAAGAGAUAACAGUAAAAGAGAAAGAAACCAUUAAAUUAAACGCUAAAGUUACAGGUAACCCUGUCCCAUCUAUUACUUGGUAUAGAAAUAAUAAAAUUCUUACUCCAUCUGAAACAGUAACACAAAGAUUUGACGGAGAAAAUAUAGAAUUAAUUAUAUCAAAUGUAGAUUCUGAAAUAGAUUCAGGUGACUAUAAAUGCGUCGCUUCUAAUAGUGCUGGAAAAGCAUCACAUGGCGCUAAAGUAACAAUCGACGUAGAAAAAGUCACUUUUGUAAAAAAAUUAAAAACAGAGUAUGAAAUAGAGGAAGGUAAGACAGUUAUUUUAGAAUGUGAAACAUCCCACACCGUAUCCACAAAGUGGUAUCAUAACGCCAAGGAGCUAAGUGGCAUGGACCAUAGAGAAAUUAUUCAAGAGGGUAGAGUUCACAAACUUAGAAUUAAAAAGGCAAAGAUCACGGAUGAAGGAACAUUUAGAUGUAUUGUUAAGGGCCAAGAAACAAGUGCAAAUGUAAAAGUAUAUGAAACGGUUCCAGAAUUUAUUAGGAGACUGCAAGACUUUGAGGUUAAAGAAAGAGAUGUCGCUAUUUUAGAAGUCGAAAUUAAUUCGGAAACCGCUGAAGUUUACUGGGAAAAAGAUGGUGAAAUCCUUAAACCUAAAAAGAAUAAAUAUGAAGUUGAGAAACGUGGAAAUAUUCGUAAACUACUUAUUAGAAAUACCUCUGUGCAUGAUGAGGGUGAAUAUAUAUGUAAACUGCGGAAUGAUUCUUGUAGUGCUGAAAUUACAGUGGUUGAGUUGCCACCAGAAAUAAUAUCUCGUCUUCAAGACCAACGAGUCAAUAAGGGUUACAAAGCGACAUUUGAAAUUGAGCUUACAAAAGGUGAUGCUCUCGUUAGAUGGUUUAAAGAUAACUCGGAAAUACAAUUUUCAAAUCAUAUUCAACUGACUAUUGACGGAAAGAAACAAAAACUAAAAAUAUACGAUUGUGACUUAAAUGAUGGAGGAGAGUAUGCAUGUGAAGUAGGAAGUGACAGAUGUUCUGCAAAAUUAAGAGUUGACGAGCCAACGAUAGACUUUUCAAUGCGUCUUCCAGAAGUCAUUACUGUACCAGCGAACACCGAUGCCUACUUGACAGUUGUAAUACCUGAUGAAAUUAAUGAUGUUUUGUGGUAUAAACGUAAAACACUGAUUAAAGAUACAGAUAAAUUCACCUUGAUCAGAGAUGGCAAAAAUCGCACUCUAAUUAUUCGAAAAUGUAUUGAAGAUGAUCAGACAGAAUACUCUUGUGUCUUAUCGGAGGCGAGGUGUUCAACAAAAUUAAAAGUAGAAGUAAUCGAAUAUUCUCCAAAAGUGGUAUCAUAUGAGAAAGAAUACAGAGUAAAGCGGGGUAGUGACAUAACGAUAAAUGUAUUUUAUGAAGCUAAUCCACCACCAAAUGACGAAUGGGUCGUCAGCGCUAAAAUUAUAAAGAAAUCAAAACACAUGAAGCCGUCCAUUGAUUCCAAAGUGGCUAGUCUUACGAUAAAAAAUAUUGAACAUUCCGAUGCUGGUUUAUAUAGAUUAAAACUUCAGAAUAAUUGUGGUGAAGUGAAAAUUGAAACUAAACUCAUAGUUCUGGAUCAUCCAUCGCCUCCUGGGACUCCCAAAAUACUCGAAGUCGAUGACAACUUUGUUAAUCUAUUCUGGAGUAAACCUACUGAUACUGGAUAUUCAGAAAUUCAAUUUUAUAUUGUAGAGUACCAAGAGCAGAACACUACAGAAUGGAUUUCAAUCGAAAACGUCAAACUAAACCAAUAUUGCAUAGAAAACUUGAAGACGAAAUCGUCGUAUAGGUUCCGUGUAUUUGCUGUGAAUGAAGUCGGUGUAAGUGAAGCUUCAGAGGUAACAGAGUUCGUUAGAAUACAAAAAGUCAUUACUGGACAACCACCGACCGUAGAAAAUCCACUGAAAGACGUGAUAGCUGAACCUGGUGAGUGUGUGGAGCUAUCUUGUAUAUUUGGUGGAAUUCCUGAGCCAAAAGUAUCUUGGAUGAAAAACGGAAAGCAAUUAAAGACCGCAAAAGCUACUUACGUAAAUCGUGUGGCCACUCUUGUAAUAUCAAGUUCAAAAUCAAGCGAAGGCGAAUAUAAAUGUGUAGCAUUAAAUGAAUUUGGUGAGAUUUAUACAUCAUGCCAUGUAGAGCUACAAUUGAAGCCUGCUAUAAUAGUCUCAGAUGAUGAAAAAGAUCAAAAGAGUAAAAUAAAUAGUGAAUGGACGGUAGCUGCAACUAUAGAAGGAAUACCACGGCCGGAUAUUAUUUGGUAUAAGAACGGUACAAAAUUACAAACCACAAAAGAUAUAGAGAUCACUACCAGCGAAAAUAGAAGUACCAUACGUAUUAUAAGUUUAAAACGUACGCACAGUGGUAAAUAUACGAUUGAAGCUACUAACAAGGCUGGGAAAUCUUCUAUAGAUCUCUCACUUAAAGUGUUUGACAAACCAAGUAAACCUGAGGGACCAAUUAUAAUGCGAGAAAUUAGUAGGGAGUCCGUUACCAUAGAAUGGAAACCUCCAGUAGACGAUGGCGGACUUGAGCUGACUAAAUAUGCUAUCCAGAAGCAUGACCCUGAAGUUGACCAAUGGGUAAUGGUGGCUGACGUCAACAAAGAUGUAGAAACAUAUUGUAUUCAAAGACUGAACGAAAAUUGCGAAUACAUGUUCCGAAUUAUGGCGCAAAAUCCUAUUGGUGUAUCGGACGCUUUAGAAAGUGAACCGAUAGUUAUAAAGACUGCUUUAGACGUUCCAUCCCCACCCCUGGGUCCUCUCGGCAUAUAUGGUAUAGCCCAAAAUUCACUCACAUUGACAUGGAAUCCACCUGAAAAGAAUGGUGGUUCCAUUAUCCUUGACUAUACCAUAGAAAUAAAACAAGACAACAAAUACUGGACAAAUGUGGCUAUUGUACCAGAAACAUUGGCUGAUAUCGGAAAUCUCAUAACAAAUUCGACGUAUCAAUUUAGAAUAUACGCUCGAAAUGAAAUAGGAAAAAGUUUACCUUACGUUCCUGAGGAGAAAAUUACAAUUGGAAAGACGUUGUCUCCGCCUUCAAGACCGCAAAGAUUUAUAGUGAGAGACAUAACAUCAAGAUCUGUUACACUUCAGUGGAUGGUACCCGAUAGUGAUGGAGGCAGCCCAAUAACGAACUACAUUAUCGAAUACAAGACCGUGAAAGGUAAAUCAUGGUCAAAGCUCAUAACAGUUAGUGGAUCAGUAUUCGAACACUGCAUAGAAAACCUUAAGGAGAAGGAACAAAUCGUUUUUCGAAUAUCCGCUGAGAAUGCGAUAGGUGUUAGUUUGCCCACGCAGUCGCAAAACGUUCGCUUGGACAAACAUGCAACCGUGCCUUCACCUCCCACCGCGCCAUUGGAGAUCCGAAUGGUCGGUAACAACAUGGUGAUGACGUCAUGGGGCACACCGGAAUGGGAUGGUGGAGCCCCACUUCAAGGGUACAACAUUGCUAUCCGUGACGUCACAAAGACCAUGUGGAUUGAAGUAGGAAAGGUCGAUGCGAAUAACCUGAAAUUCAAUAUUCGUGACUUGAAUGAGAACCACACAUACAUGGUACGGAUUUACGCCAGGAAUGAGAUCGGUCUCAGUGAGCCGCUGGAAUCAGACGAGGCCUUCAAAGUUCUACCUGGAGAAGAUUCUCACUACGACGAAGAGCCGGGCGAGUUUACAGAAGCAACGGAACCAACGUCCUUCAGUCAAACAACUACUUCCUGGCUUCGGGACCACAACAUGGACGCCGAUAUCCGCUCAUACGCGCGAGGCUCCCUGCUUAGGCGGGACGAGUACUUCUUCAGAAUAUGGUACUACGCCAAACAGCUGUUCAAAUGAACGAAUCCGUACAUACGUACAAUUACCUGUGAUAUCUCAACACAAAAACCAUUCUAGUUCACGUAUAGUUAUAGUUUAGCGCCAAAGCGUUCAUCCUUCAAUGUGUAGUUGAAGAUUAUUUAUUUUAGAGUAGGAGAUUAUUUAUUUAAAUUAUUUUGUAAAUAAAACCUUACCGUCGUUUGUUUCUCGUCUAAGGAGACGUUAAUAUAGGUGCAUAAUUUUCAUUUCGAUAAACGAGAUUCAAACUUGGCCAGAUUUUAUAUUUCAUUAAAAUGUUCAAUAAAUUGCUGUUAAUAUA
Molecule: messenger RNA, 56342 nt
Organism: Pieris brassicae (large cabbage white)
Lineage: Eukaryota; Metazoa; Arthropoda; Insecta; Lepidoptera; Pieridae
Product: titin
Exons: 81
Coding region: 251-56044 (18597 amino acids)
Molecular function (GO): protein binding
Source: RefSeq, a predicted model, not a curated record